Molecule: messenger RNA, 44839 nt
Organism: Anolis carolinensis (green anole)
Lineage: Eukaryota; Metazoa; Chordata; Lepidosauria; Squamata; Anolidae
Gene: atg7
Product: autophagy related 7
Exons: 18
Coding region: 152-2356 (734 amino acids)
Biological process (GO): autophagosome assembly; piecemeal microautophagy of the nucleus; autophagy of mitochondrion
Cellular component (GO): cytoplasm; phagophore assembly site
Molecular function (GO): Atg12 activating enzyme activity; Atg8 activating enzyme activity
Source: RefSeq, a predicted model, not a curated record
GGUUAGUUCCCGUGACAACGCGGAAGCGGCCCAUUCAACCUGCAUUCCCUCGGAGCCCCCGUGCGCGCGUUCAAGCCCGGCGCGGCCAUGAGGAGUGCUUGAUUCCUCCAGCAUUUCCCUCCAGCAGAGCUUUUCCUUCCUCAGGCGAGCGAUGGCCAGCCAGAAGCCCGGCGCGGCGGACGGCGAGGCCCCGAAGCUGCAGUUCCUGCCCUUCAGCAGCGCCUUGGACGCCGGCUUCUGGCACGAACUGACCCAGAAGAAGCUCAACGAGUACAAACUGGACGAGACCCCGAAGCCCAUCCGGGGAUAUUACUAUAACGGAGAUCCUGUUGGCAUGCCAGCUCGUUUAACACUAGAAUUCAGUGCUUUUGAUAUGAAUGCCCCAACACCAGCCCACUGCUGCCCUGCUCUUGGAACGCUGUAUAACACAAAUACUUUGGAAUCUUUCAAAUCCUGUGAUAAGAAGUUUCUUCUUGAUCAAGCAGCAAUUGAGAUAUGGAAUGCAAUAAUAUCAGGAGAUGCUGUUGAAAAUCCCGUCUUACUGAACAAAUUUCUCCUGUUGACAUUUGCGGAUCUGAAGAGGUACCGUUUCUAUUACUGGUUUUGUUACCCUGCAUUAUGUCUCCCAGAAGGUAUCACCUUGAUUCAGCCACCUGUGUGCCUUGGGGCAAAGUUCUCUCCAGCUCAGAUUCAAGCACUCCAGGAUGAGUAUGAUAAGCUUUGCCAGAAAGAAGGUCUCACAGCAUUGCCUUAUUUUUUAAUCAAGUAUCAUGAGGAUUCUGUUUCUAUAUCCUUGCUUAAAAACUUGGAGAAUUUCUUCCCUGAUCCAAGAGAGAAGGUGACAAUUGGUGUCUAUGACCCCUGUAAUUUUACUCAAUAUCCAGGUUGGCCAUUAAGAAAUCUAUUGGUCCUGGCAGCACACAGAUGGGGCCACCGACUCCGUUUGGUUGAAGUGCUGUGCUUCAGAGAUAGGACCAUGCAGGGCGCAAGAGACAUCUCGCACAGCACCAUUUUUGAAAUAAAGCUUCCCCAGAUGACCCAGAGUUCAGCAGAUUGUCCGAAAGCUGUUGGAUGGGAGAAAAAUCAAAAAGGAAGCAUGGGCCCAAGAAUGGUCAAUCUAAGUGAAUGUAUGGACCCAAAGAGGUUAGCAGAAUCAUCUGUAGACCUUAAUCUUAAAUUGAUGUGUUGGCGGCUGGUGCCUACCCUUGACUUGGAAAAAGUUGUGUCCGUGAAGUGUCUUCUCCUAGGAGCUGGUACGCUGGGUUGUAGUGUAGCCAGAACCUUGAUGGGAUGGGGAGUCAGGAAGAUCACCUUUGUAGAUAAUGCCAAGAUCUCUUAUUCCAACCCUGUACGGCAGCCGCUCUAUGAGUUUGAAGAUUGUCUUGGAGGUGGAAAAUCCAAAGCACUUGCAGCUGCGGAUAGACUUCAGAAAAUAUUCCCCGGAGUGAAUGCUGAAGGGUUUAAUAUGAGUAUCCCAAUGCCAGGUCACCCAGUGAAUUUUUCUGAAGUUACAUUGCAACAGGCUUGCAAAGAUGUAGCACAACUGGAAGAGCUUAUUGAUGCCCAUGAUAUCAUCUUUUUGUUAAUGGACACCAGGGAAAGUCGAUGGCUUCCUGCUGUUAUUGCAGCCAGUAAAAGAAAGCUGGUCAUCAAUGCUGCUUUGGGGUUUGACACAUUUGUUGUAAUGAGACAUGGAUUAAAGAAACCAAAGCAUCAAGAGGUGGGCGAUUCUCCUUGUAACAAUCCCUGUGGCUCAACUGAUCUUUUGGGAUCAUCACUCUUCUCAAAUAUUCCUGGUUACAAACUUGGUUGUUACUUCUGCAAUGAUGUCGUUGCACCAGGAGAUUCCACCAGGGACCGAACAUUAGAUCAGCAAUGCACAGUGAGUAGACCAGGAUUAGCUAUGACCGCCGGAGCACUUGCUGUAGAGUUAAUGGUGUCCAUUUUACAGCACCCAGAAGGGGGCUAUGCUGUUGCAAGUAGUAGUGAUGACAGAAUGAAUGAACCUCCCACCUCACUUGGGCUUGUGCCUCACCAGAUUCGAGGCUUCUUAUCAAGAUUUGACAAUGUCCUUCCUGUCAGCCUGGCUUUCGACAAGUGCACUGCCUGUUCUCCCAAAGUUCUUGAGCAAUAUGAAAGAGAAGGCUUCAACUUCCUAGCAAAGGUUUUUAAUUCCUCCCAUUCCUUCUUGGAAGAUCUCACAGGUCUGACUCUGUUGCACCAGGAGACCCAAGCUGCUGAGGCAACUACCUUUCAUUGUAAUUGCUACACAAUGUUUAAGGAUGACUGCUGUAUUCAUCAAAUUAAAAUGCAAAUUAAUUUCCCCCUUUUCUUUGCAAUUGACAAUUUAGAUUAAUAUUUUACACUACAUUUGAACAUUUGAACUUUUUUGAUAACUCUCUAUCUCAGUUGUGGCAGAUUAUCUCAGUUUUGUACUUUAGGACUGUCAUAAAGAUGAACACAUCAAUAAUUUCCAUAUCAAUUCUUUAGUACUGCAUUCUUUUCCUCAAUGGUUAUGCAUCUAAUAGUAUAUAUGUACAGAUAACUCAUGCAUGUAGUUUAUUGAUGUUUGAAGUGAACAAGUUUUCUGGUUCCCCACCAUCCCCUGUUCUUGAUCACCUUAUCCCCUUUUCUCACUCAAUGCAUAGUAGGUAGGAAGAGUUCAUUUCACCUUAAAUAUUUUGUGGGAUGGUAAUGCUGCAUCUUUAUUGCAUUAGAGUGGCUUGUGCUGUUUUAAUAACCUUUUUAAUAGUAAUUUUAAUCUUUCACAAGAGCUUAUGGGCAAAGUAUGUGCAGGCAGGGAAACAAUUUCAGAAUUAUUUUCACUUGUUUAUCAUUUAUCUCACCGAAUCUGUUUAAAACACAUUUUAGUAAGUAGCCAGUACCCAAGAGAGACAGAAGGGCAUCUUUUGAAUGAAAAUAUUUUAUUUAUUAAUAAACAUAAGUACAUCUUGAAUUUACUUUGCAUCAUUAUGUAGAACAAUUGUGUAGAUGUCCUGCCCAAGCACCAAUGAGAAGACUAAUUUUAUUCUAACUUCUUCAAAUAUUGUGGCUCUUUUUUCAAUUUGGCAGUCUUCCUUCAUGAGAAAAGAACCCCAUAAAAUCAAACAGAAUCUUCAAAAUAACCUACAAACUUUUGACAAAAACUUUAAUAUGAUAUAUUAGACAUAAGGCAUACAUGUAAUACAGGGUCUUAAAUUGUUCUAUGAGUGUCUUAAAAACACAGCAUUGAAAAGUACUGGGAAGUGUUUGUGGGCUUUUCAUAUGUAGAAGAAUACUACAACAAGGUCUUGGUAGCUUCUGAAGUUUGGUUCUAAGACCCUCCUUAGGCAUCAGAAUAUAUGGAUGCCCAUGCCAUUAGAUACAAUGGUGUACUAAAACAGUGUCCCUUAUAUAAAAUGGCAAACAUUUUUGGAAUGUUUACUUUAUUUAAUAUUUUCAUGCCAUGGAUGCCUAAAUCUAUAGAUACGGAAUCUGUGGUUAUAGAAGGCUAUAUUUAUAUCGUCGCCGUCUCACUCGUUCAGUCAUCUCCUACUCUUCGUAACCUCAUGGACCAGUCCACGCCAGAGCUCCCUAUCGGCUGUCCCCGCCCCCAGUUCCUUCAAGGUCAGCCCAGUCACUUCAAGGAUACCGUCCAUCCAUCUCGCCCUUGGUCGGCCUCUCUUCCUUUUUCCUUCCAUUUUCCCCAGCAUCGUGAUCUUCUCCAAGCUUUCCUGUCUCCUCAUGAUGUGGCCAAAAUACUUCAGCUUUGCUUCUAAUAUCCUUCCCUCCAGUGAGCAGCCGGGUAUUAUUUCCUGGAGGAUGGACUAGUUGGAUCUUCUUGCGGUCCAAGGCACUCUCAGGAUUUUCCUCCAGCACCAGAGUUCAAAAGCAUCUAUCUUCCUUCGCUCGGCCUUCCUUAUGGUCCAGCUCUCGCAUCCAUAGGUUACUAUGGGGAAUACCAUUGCUUUGACUAUGCGGACCUUCGUUGCCAGUAUGAUGUCUCUGCUCUUCACUAUUUUGUCAAGGUUGGCCAUUGCUCUCCUCCCAAGAAGUAGAUGUCUUCUGAUUUCCUGGCUGCAGUCUGCAUCUGCAGUGAUCUUUGCGCCUAGAAAUACAAAGUCUGUCACUGUCUCCACGUUUUCUCCCUCUAUUUAUGUGGUUACAGUAGCUGGUGCCAAAAUUUUUCUGUCAUUAGGAUACUGAGGCGUUUUGCAUUGUCUGGAUAAGUGAUUUUUUUUGGAUCAGUGAUUAUUCUUACACUUUCAGGAAAGUGCCCAAAAUUAAUUUUAUGGCUUGACAGACUGCUUACCUUGAUGAAAUAUUUCUUCAUCUCAGCUCAAUGGACAAGUGACUGCUUGCACAGCUCAUCAUAGGAACUUGCAGGCACAUCCCUGAUCUCUUAAGGUCACCAGAUUUUGGGAAAUGAAAAUUCAGCAUAUAUGUUUUGCAAAUCUACAGCUAAUCCUCCCGUUGCCUUUCUCUCUCUGGAUUAUUUAUGGGUAAUUAACUUUUCAGCUUGACUUUGGUUGACUUUUAAUUUGACAUAAGAAACUGAUCAAAGCAUAUACAUUGGAGUAUGAUAGAGGAAGGUAUGGCUCUGGCAGAUGUUCUGUUGUUGGAUUUAAGCACCCAAAGAGUUGAGGUUUUAUCAAAACUAGUCUCUAUGUCAAAUAUGUCAAAUGCAAGGCCCACAGGCCAAAUCUGGACCACUACGUGAUUUUAUGUGGCUCGUGAGACUUUCAGUUCUAGGGCAACAUAGUUACAUUUAUACAUUCUUACAAUUAUAACCGACCCUUUGAAGGCUGAUGGAGCCCUUAGUGAAAAUGAGUUUGACACCUCUGCUCUUUGUUAUCUGUUGUAUGUACAAUUUGUAGUAUUGUAUACCUUCAAAUCAUAGCAAACCUAUGGUCGCUCAUUCAAGUGCUGAUACUUUGUCAGAUGCCAAAUGAUGCCUGGUGGUAAAACCAGCCAUAAAUGACUUAGGUGUAUUUUUCUAUUUUAUUAUCAGACGUAUAAUGGUACUGUCACAUGGAAGCUUCAGUAUUUCAGUCUGAUUUCGAAAAAGUAGUUUCAUUAGCAUUCAUGUUGAAGUCUGACAUUUUUGUUACAGGAAAUUGGUUUGGAGUUAUAUCCAGAGAGCCAUUAUUAGAGUGCAAUUUUUCUUCUCAAAAUAUGGGUAACCACAGUUGUUUUCCUCUGUCUUAUGACUCAAUAACUGAAUGUUAAGCUACAAGGCUUGUUGUGUAAGAAAUGUUACCUUCCCUGAGGGAAAAAAUGGGUCUGGUUUUAAACAUCAACCAAUUGUUCUCCCCAGAUGUGUGGGAGAGAACUAAAUGCUUUGCAACAAUCAGUUUCAUUAUCUUAAAAGCCAAUGAAUAAGACAACACAUUUGAUAAUAUUAAACACACAUACAUCUAGACCAAAACCUGCUGUGAAGGUGGAGCAAAAAAUGAACAUUCCCCAUAACUAUUCUGAUCUCCCAUGAAAUUGUUUUUUCUUAAGAUCUUUUAUUUAAAGAUAUCCCUCAUGAAUGGAGGAAGGCAGAUGAAAUGAACUGCCUAACCAUUUGACCAAAAUAGUUUCAGUAGCUUAUUUUUUACAAGAGAGAGGCACAUCAUCUAAAGAUUAUCUCCUUCCUAUAGGCUUUUGAACAUGAAGGUACUUAGAACUUCAUGCUUACUGCAUUGUGAUCCUUUUUUGCCCAACCAUUCCUUUCUUUCCUUCAUUUAGAAUUGUUCUCAGUAGCUGCAGAUGAUGAGGUAGGGAAAGGACUGUAGAAAUUUUGGAGCAUACUGAACUAUUUAAGAUAAUUGAAUACGAAGUCAAAAGAAUGCUAACUUUUAUGUCCCGUAGUUGAGAUGUAACAACUACAUUCAAAAGUUGCUUAUUUUUUUAAAUAUAGGCGUUAUGUAUGUUGUGGGCUCAUUUCCAGGAAAUUGGCUCUUUUGAAAUAAACAAGUGGAUAUGUAGAAUCUAAAAUACUUUAUACAAUCUCAAACCACCAUGCAGUGCUGUUAAUUGUGUUUCCUCCCAGAUCACUUGUAUCCAAGACACAUAACCAUAUGUCUCACAAGAUAUAAAACAGCAAAGUAAUCACAAGUAUCUUGUAAGGAUAUUGAAACAUAAGUUGCAACAACAAAGUCAUAAUUGAAUUAAUGUAACUGAGGAAUUUCUUAAGAAUAUAGUUCUAUUGGGAGUAGGUUUUUUGUUGCAAAAAGUAAACAGUACCUGCUUCUUGCAUUAUGAUUAAUUCUAAGUAAGGUUGCAUAUAUAGAGAAAAUAGUUUUACUCAAAAAAUUAAGCUUACAAUGCAUUGUGAUGGGUUCAUAAUAAUAAUAAUAGCUGUGGCAUGAAAGUGGUUUGAUGCAUCUUCUGGAUUCCCUUCAAUUCUACCACCAUUCCCCAAAACAUCUAGUGGGUUAAAUCUUGGCUGGAAAAUCAUUCUGUGGAGCCUGUUUGUGUUGAAAAAUAGUGGUCCCCAAAGUCAUCUGUCUCUGUAAAUGGCAGCUGUGGUGCUGUCCCCAGAUGCCAGAAACAGUUGCUAGCAUGUGUUCAUAGUCAGUGAAUUGCAGUCAAUGCAGAUUGUCUGUAGAAUAAUGAACAGAACACCAUCUAGGUUUUAUAAUUUUUAACCCUCCUGAAUAUAAAGACAGGAAAAGUUGCUUUUCUGGAUUAUAAUCCCAUAGAAUUUGUCAAUAACAUAACCAGUGACCAUGUUGCUUGAAGGGUUUGGGAUUUGUAUCCUGAUGACCUCGCUGCCCCCCCUCCCAAAAAUAAUCACAUGUUUUAUUUGUUUGAAAAAUGAGGUUUAUUUAUAAUAUCAUAUUCAAAUGCUAAAAUUGAGUUAUUCAAUAUAAAUUGUUGUUCUACUUUUUAUGUUACAAAAUUCCCCAUUGCAGUUAAUAAUAAAUAGGGGGCAUUUUCUGCUAUUCUUGUGUGAAGAAUAGGAUAUUACGACAUGCAGAUAAACUUUUUGCUAUAAUUAGGAACAUAAAUUAUAACACAGCAUGUCCACAUACAAAUGAACACUUUUCCUGUAUAUAAGCCCCUAUAGGUCUUUGGAAUUGGAAGAAAAAAACUUACUUGUAGUUAUACAAAUUACUUCCAGAUGUAGAUUUCAAUAAACACGUAGUGUUGUUGCUUUACCCAAAGUUGCUGUGAAUUUCUUGAGGCAAGUCUGCAUCUUGUAAACUUACAUUUUCAAUGCUAAUGAAGUUACUUCUUUCUUUAUGUAUACAAUUUAAUGUUCUUUAAGCUUUUUAGGACUCUCUUCAACUUGUAAACCCUUAAAUAGUGUUUUUAUUCUCAACAUUUAUACUAUUUGUAUACAUGUCACCCUACUACAGUAUAUUCAGGAAUUUGAGUGUUCAUAGGAGACAGCAAAUUGUGCUCAUUUUCUGACGGAACAACUUUUGCUGGUGGAAUGAAUUCUCUUUGGCUUAGUAGUCUUUGUGCUUUUCCAAAUCUGCUGGGAAAGAUCUCUGAAGCAGUAGAUUUGGGACUUUAGGCAGUCCCCAAGUUACAAACAAGGUAGGUUCUAUAAGUUUGUUCUUUAAGUUGAAUUUGUAUGUAAGUCAGCAUGGGUACAUUUUUAAGUGUAACUUCAGCCAAAAUUAUGUAUUGUUUAUUUAGGUUUGGAUAGCAUAGGUAAGAGUCAACACCUCAGUGGUGUUUGUUUUCCUGUCUGUGCCCCUGUUCAGAAAAAGUCCCCUUUGUUCAGAAGAUUUCGCCUCACUUCCUGACCCUGUGAUAAUUGGAUUUUGAAAAAAAAUGGGCUUCUUGUGGAAACAAGGAUUGGUGAGAAUGCUUCUGUGGAGACACCUUUUCCCCAUGAUAAGUCUUUCAAGAAUGAAUUUCCCUUCUGAGAGGUAGUUUUCUCUCACUUCCUGUUCUCACCCCUGUUCUUAACUAGGAGUUUAUGUAGUAAGUCAGAUGUUUAUAACUUGCUGACUGCCUAUACGUAAGAGCUACAAUGAAAGAACAUAUUUAAGAGGCUGAUUUUUGCAAAUUCUUCCCAUAUAACAUUAAAUGUAGUUUCAUGUUAAAGUAUAUUGGGGAAGUUGUCUUCAAAAGAUGCUGCGAGAACCAUUGGAAUUAGGCAUCAAAACAGUCCACUGAAAGUUCUAUACACUUGGCAUAUAUUUCUUUUUAAUUGUAAAUGUGUUUGCAUGCAAAGUACAAUGGGCAUAAACUCAGUUCCUCACUGAAUCGUUGACUUUUCUAGGUAGCAGUUUGCUGAUGUUAAAUUAGAUUUGAGUUGGUCAUAUGGGACUUAUCACUGUUCUGGUUAGGACAGCAUCAGUUUAAGCCAUGACUCUUCUGUUGAAAACAGCAUUACUUUGUCAAGUUCUCUCAGUAACAUCUCGUAUUCCCAUCAAUGAUAAGCAAUAAUGUGAGUCAGGAAAUGUACGUCAUGCCUUACAUUAGAUUAUUAUAUGCAGUACAGAAAAGUACGCAAUAUUCAGCUCUUUGUUAUAUAGAGGAUAAAAAUCUGUCCUAAAUAACAGCAAUACAAUCAACAAUUCUCUUUUUUAUGUUAACAAAAGCUUUGCUAGUUAUUGUAUAGUAUGAUAGAUUUGACAGAUUGAUCUAACAGAUACAAACAAUACUAUCCUGUAUUGUUCUGCAAUGUUAUCUCUAUGACUCCAAACUGUGACAAGAUGUGUGUAUUUCCUGAUUGAUUUUCAUGUCGUUAUGAUAAUAUUUGCAAUUUCAUAUCAAAAAUAACAAUGGCUAGAAAAUGCUCACACAGAGCAAAGCAUUAGUAAUUGAUCUUAUUCUUUAUAUUUUGUUGAUACUUUCUUUUGGACAAUAGAAAGAGAGACUGAACAAUAAAGUUACAUGUUACACAAGGAAAACAUGGCUUCUUCUAAAGAUAGAUAUUGCAUCAUGGAACAUCUUUGGAUUUAAAGUUUUCUUACCCAUUGCAAGCAAUAGCCAGUGAAGAGGGAUGAAGCAAGGAAACUCUGAGCAGUUGAUACAAGCCACAAUUUACUCAUAACAUGUAAUUUUGGAAUAAGGAUGACCAUCUAAAGUAGACUAUAUAAAUAUCCACAUUUCAGAUUUACCAGGGGAAAAAACCUGUCCAAAGAGGCAGAGUUUCCAAUAGACUGAGAUAUUUCAGAGAGAUGACCACACGUUUGUGCUUAUUCCUCAGAUUAUUGCAGUGGGAGAAAUUAGCCUAUUCAGCCUGUGCUUGAGCCUCUGAGGACAGCCCAGGCAGUCUGUGGUUAGUAAAGCUAUGUUGAGCAAUUCUUUUGGAAGACUAUCGAACUGAAAUAAAAUGAGACUGUAGAAAACACUGUUGGGAACAAAAAAGACAAAGACGGAGCCAGCCCAGAACCAUGGCAGACAGUGUCUAGCUGGAAGCCAAAUGGAACACAGCCAGGCAGCCGUGCUGAACACAAGUCACAUGGGGAAUGAAAUGAGUAUCAUUCUGUGGGGCAUUUGUGAAUGUGACCUGUGUUUUUAAUAAAGACCUGAAGAGGAGAAAUAAAACAAGGCAAGAGCAAGGGUCUGAUAACAGCAUGAAGUGGCUUUCCUGCAAUUAGUUCUCUGGCUUGUAAGACUUGUAAACAGUCAUUUUAUAGUUUUCUCAUUCCAUGUUAUUAGUGUCCAUGUACCCCUCCCAUCUUCUUCCAGUUACACAAUGGUUACUGUUUUCAGAACCGGGGAGGAAUGGCACAAGAAGGGGAAAGAAGUCACGAGUGGAGUGCCGCAGGGUUCUGUCCUGGGCCCGGUUCUGUUCAACAUCUUUAUUAAUGACUUAGACGAAGGGUUAGAAGGCACGAUCAUCAAGUUUGCAGACGACACCAAACUGGGAGGGAUAGCCAACACUCCAGAAGAAAGGAGCAGAAUUCAAAACGAUCUUGACAGAAUAGAGAGAUGGGUCGAAACUAACAAAAUGAAGUUCAACAGGGACAAAUGCAAGAUACUUCACUUCGGCAGAAAAAAUGGAAUGCAAAGAUACAGAAUGGGGGACACCUGGCUAGACAGCAGUACAUGUGAAAAAGAUCUUGGAGUCCUUGUGGACAACAAGUUAAACAUGAACCAGCAAUGUGAUGCGGCUGCUAAGAAAGCCAACGGGAUUCUGGCCUGCAUAAAUAGGGGUAUAGCGUCUAGAUCCAGGGAAGUCAUGAUCCCCCUCUAUUCUGCCUUGGUCAGACCACACCUGGAAUACUGCGUCCAAUUCUGGGCACCACAGUUGAAGGGAGAUGUUGACAAGCUGGAAAGCGUCCAGAGGAGGGCAACUAAAAUGAUCAAAGGUCUGGUGAACAAGCCCUAUGAGGAGAGGCUUAAAGAACUGGGCAUGUUUAGCCUGCAGAAGAGAAGGCUGAGAGGAGACAUGAUAGCCAUGUACAAAUAUGUGAGGGGAAGUCAUAGGGAGGAGGGAGCAAGCUUGUUUUCUGCUGCCCUGGAGACUAGGACGUGGAACAAUGGCUUCAAACUACAGGAAAGGAGAUUCUACCUGAACAUUAGGAAGAACUUCCUCACAGUGAGGGCUGUUCGGCAGUGGAACUCUCUUCCCCGGAUUGUGGUGGAGGCUCCUUCUUUGGAGGCUUUUAAACAGAGGCUGGAUGGCCAUCUGUCGGGGGUGCUUUGAAAGCGAUUUCCUGCUUCUUGGCAGGGGGUUGGACUGGAUGGCCCAUGAGGUCUCUUCCAACUCUACUAUUCUAUGAUUCUAUGAUUCUAUGAAAUACCUAACCAUGGGAAUUUAUUGUAUUUAUUAAUAAAAUGUGUUUCCCUUUUGUCACUACAAAAUAGUUCCAAAGUUCCAAGAGUUACAACUGCAGUAAAACAUAAUAAAAUCAGCACCAUAGUUUCAAUGGGUUAAAUAAAUAGAUCUUCAGUUGAUGCUAGAAGUUUCUAAAACAUGUUUACUGUAUCUAAAAAUGGAAGGAAUUGAAACAAACAUAGUUUCCUGCCUCUCUUUCUUUUGAAAGUACAUCUUUGUGAUUUGUCAGUAAACUUGCCUGUUUUGAAGGUUCCUGUUAUCAUCUUCUAGUUACCUAGUACAGUAGACUCUCACUUAUCCAAGCUAAACGGGCCGGCAGAAGCUUGGAUAAGCGAAUAUCUUGGAUAAUAAGGAGGGAUUAAAGAAAAGCCUAUUAAACAUCAAAUUAGUUUAUGAUUUUACAAAUUAAGCACCAAAACAUCAUGUUAUACAACAAAUUUUACAAGAAAUAGUUGUUCAAUAUGCAGUAAUGUUAUAUUGUAAUUACUAUCUAUAUAUAUAAAUGAGUGAUGGCAUCACGGCGAUCAACAAAACAACAAAACUACAGGCCCGCCAACCUCGAAAUUUGACAACACAACCCAUCAUCCACCCCUCUAGGUUGAUACAACAAAAAGAAAAGAAAAAUAAAGUCCUAAUUAGAGGGAAAGGAAUAAUUGUUUUUAUCCAAUUGCUGCCAGUUAGAGGACUAAUCUCUGCCCACUUGGUCUCCUAGCAACCAACUCAGCCCAGGGGACAGGCAGACUUAGAUUUAGGCCUCUUCCACAGAUUAUCUAAUUUGCACUGGAUUAUAUGGCAGUGUAAACUCAAGGCCCUUCCACACAGCUAUAUAUAUAUAACCCAUUUAUAAUCUUAUAUUAUCUGCUUUGCAGUGGAUUAUCUUGACUCCACACUGCCAUAUAAUCCACUUCAGUGUGCAUUUUAUACAGCUGUGAAGAAGGGGCCUCAUAUAAUCCAUUUCUAAGAAGAUAAUAUAAGAUUAUCAAUAUACAGUAGAGUCUCACUUAUCCAACAUAAACAAGCCGACAGGAUAAGUGAAUAUGUUGGAUAAUAAGAAGGGAUUCAGGAAAAGCCGAUUGAACAUCAAAUUAGGUAGUAAUGCGUAGUAAUGCUAUGUAGUAAUUACAGCAGAGUCUUACUUAUCCAACACUCGCUUAAACUGUGAAUCUAUAGCAAAUAAUCUGCAAGAUGUUCAUAAAAAUAACUACAGUCUGAAUUGCAUACAAAAUGAAACCAUAUGUCUGACUUGAUGCCAGCACUUGGUAGUGAAAACAAUAAAAAAGAAUAAAAAGUGAGGUGCAUAGAUGUAUGUAUCUCACUUUUUAUUCUUUUCCAUUUGAGGACUUGGUUUCUAUGGAAAAAGAUAACUGCUGAACCUGUUUGAACUAUUAUCCCAUUUUCCUUGGUUGUGUGCACAAUGGGAGGUUAUGCUGUACUGUUACUUCUAACUUACUCCCUACAGAUAACUGGCUGAUCAUCAACAUUUAUUGGAAAGAAUCUUUAUCAGUUCUGAAUCUAGAGUAAUGACUGUAUUUUAUUUUUUAAAAUAUUUCCUCUUCUCACAAGUACUUUCAUAUUUAACUAGCUCCUCCCAAGAGUGAAAUGAAGUUAUGUAACAAAGGGACCAGGAAAGGCAGGAAAGCAGACAGCAUUCAUUUCCAUUUACCAUUACCAUUUACAGAGUUUCAUAGAAUCAUAGAAUCGUAGAGUUGGAAGAGACCUCAUGGGCCAUCCAGUCCAACCCCCUGCCAAGAAGCAGGAAAUCGCAUUCAAAGCACCCCCGACAGAUGGCCAUCCAGCCUCUGCUUAAAAGCCUCCAAAGAUGGAGCCUCCACCACAGUCCGGGGAAGAGAGUUCCACUGUCGAACAGCCCUCACAGUGAGGAAGUUCUUCCUGAUGUUCAGGUGGAAUCUCCUUUCUUGCUCCCUCCUCCCUAUGACUUCCCUUCACGUAUUUGUACAUGGCUAUCAUGUCUCCUCUCAGCCUUCUCUUCUGCAGGCUAAACAUGCCAAGCUCUUUAAGCCGCUCCUCAUAGGGCUUGUUCUCCAGACCCUUAAUCAUUUUAGUUGCCCUCCUCUGGACGCUUUCCAGCUUGUCAACAUCUCCAUUCAACUGUGGUGCCCAGAAUUGGACGCAGUAUUCCAGGUGUGGUCUGACCAAGGCAGAAUAGAGGGGGAGCAUGACUUCCCUGGAUCUAGACGCUAUACCCCUAUUUAUGCAGGCCAGAAUCCCGUUGGCUUUUUUAGCUGCUGCAUCACAUUGUUGGCUCAUGAUUAACUUGUUGUUCACGAGGACUCCAAGGUCUUUUUCGCACACACUGCUGUCAAGCCAGGCGUCCCCCAUUCUGUAUCUUUGAUUUCCAUUUUUUCUGCCGAAAUGAAGUAUCCUGCAUUUGUCCCUGUUGAACUUCAUUUUGUUAGUUUCGGCCCAUCUCUCUAGUCUGUCAAGAUCGUUUUGAAUUCUGCUCCUGUCUUCUGGAGUGUUGGCUAUCCCUCCCAGUUUUGUGUCGUCUGCAAACUUGAUGAUCGUGCCUUCUAACCCUUCGUCUAAGUCGUUAAUAAAGAUGUUGAACAGAACCGGGCCCAGGACGGAGCCCUGCGGCACUCCACUUGUCACUUCUUUCCAUGAUGAAGACGACGCAUUGGUGAGCACCCUUUGGGUUCGUUCGCUUAGCCAAUUACAGAUCCACCUAACCGUAGUUUUGUCUAGCCCACAUUUUACUAGUUUGUUUGCCAGAAGGUCGUGGGGGACUUUGUCGAAGGCCUUACUGAAAUCCAGGUAGGCUACAUCCACAGCAUUCCCUGUAUCGACCCAACUCGUAACUCUAUCGAAAAAAGAGAUCAGAUUAGUCUGGCAUGACUUGUUUUUUGUAAAUCCGUGUUGACUAUUAGCAAUGACCGCAUUUGUUUCUAAGUAUUCGCAGACCACUUCCUUGAUGAUCUUUUCCAGAAUCUUGCCUGCUAUCGAUGUGAGGCUGACCGGACGGUAAUUGUUUGGGUUGUUCUUUUUUCCCUUCUUGAAGAUAGGGACCACAUUCGCCCUCCUCCAAUCUGCUGGGACUUCUCCCGUUCUCCAAGAACUCUCGAAGAUAAUUGCUAGUGGUUCUGAAAUAACUUCCACUAAUUCCUUCAAUACUCUUGGAUGUAGCUGAUCUGGCCCUGGGGACUUGAAUCGUUUAGAGAGGCCAGGUGUUCCUGGACAACUUGUUUCCCUAUUUGGGGUUGGAUUUCCCCCAAUCCUUCAUCCAUUCCAUGUUGCUGAGGUUCAGGCACUAAACUCUCUAUGUUAAAACCAAUUGUGCUUCUCUACCUUUGGGGAGUGUUCCAAGAGUCUCUUGUCAUGAGUUGCACAUUUUCAGUGUCUCUGUGUAGAUGAGUACAUGUGUUCCAUCCUUAAACAUGAGUUCAAAAGAUACUCUGUAUGUCAGGGUUACACAAAAAGUAGGAUCGGUCUCAUUGCAAAAUCCAGAAAGUGGUGACAUUUUUUCCAAAAGGCAGUUUUGUAAAAAAAGAAAAUUGUUUAACUGACUUUAAUUUUGGGUUAACUUCUGUUAUUUUGGGGUGGGUUAGAAAUAAUUUGGCAGAAAGGCAAAAUAGAAAUCCAACAAAUAAAUCAAAAUGAACUUGAAAUUAAGAAGCUACUUUAGAUGUUCCCAUUGCUACAUGAAGAUCAGCAGAAUUUCAUUCUUUUUACAUUGGCUCAACUUUAAGUUUCUCAAGUUCUAGACUGGUUGAAACUUAAACAUGCUCAUUGGGGAAAAAAGUAAAAUGACAGGUUAUUAUUAUGGGAUUACUACCUGACUAACCUAUGGAUGCGAGAGCUGGACCUUAAGGAAGGCUGAGAGAAGGAUGAUAUACGCUUUUGAACUCUGGUGCUGGAGGAAAAUCCUGAGAGUGCCUUGGACCACAAAAAGGUCCAACCAGUCCAUCCUCCAGGAAAUAAUGCCCGGCUGCUCACUGGAGGGAAGGAUAUUAGAGGCAAAGCUGAAGUAUUUUGGCCACAUCAUGAGGAGACAGGAAAGCUUGGAAAAGAUCAUGAUGCUGGGGAAAAUGGAAGGGAAAAGGAAGAGAGACCGACCAAGGGCAAGAUGGAUGGACGGUAUCCUUGAAGUGACUGGGUUGACCUUGAAGGAACAGGGGGCGGGGACGGCCGACAGGGAGCUCUGGCGUGGACUGUUCCAUGAGGUCACGAAGAGUUGGAGACGACUAAACGACUGAGCAGCAGCAGCAACCUGACUGCUAUCUCUCAUGAGCUAAUCUUCAAGUAAUACUGAUUAACGGUUUGCUCUUUUUACAGGUAUUAUAAAUGAAUCACAUAGCACUUUAGAUAUGGUUCAACUGAAGUACCUAGCAAUCAUUACAAUUGGCUAUGCUGGAUUAGAUUACAGUGAUACCUUGACAUAAGAGUUUAAUUCAUUCUGAGACUAAGCUCUUAACUCAAAACACUUACAGUAGAGUCUCGCUUAUCCAACAUAAAUGGGCUGGCAGAACGUUGGAUAAGCGAAAAUUUUGGAUAAUAAGGAGGGAUUAAGGAAAAGCCUAUUAGACAUCAAUUUGCAUUAUGAUGUUACAAUUUAAGCACCAAAACAUCAUGUAUUACAAAAAAAAUGACAGAAAAAAGCAGUUCAAUAAAUUGUAGCGUUAUGUAGUAAUUACUGUAUUUACUAAUUUAGCACCAAAACAUCACAAUGUAUUGAAAACAUUGACUACAAAAAGGCAGACUGCGUUGUAUAAUACAGAACGCUGGACAAGCGAAGGUUGGUUAAGCAAGAUUCUACUGUAUCUCAAAAUGAAUUUCCCAUUGAAAUGCAUUGUAAUGCAAUUUAUCUGUUCCAGGGCCCCGAGCCCCCUCCUCUCCAUUCUUGUUACGUGUUUUAAAAUAACAAAAUGUACUUUAUAAAUAACAAAUAAUUUAUAAAUGCACAUUCACAUGUAACAAUGAAAAAAGAAAGAUUAACUUUAAAAUGGUAGAAGCACAAAGUUGUGGCAAGGAAGCACAUUUGAAGCAACAAAAUGUAUGUUGGCCAGUGUAGUAGCAAGGCAAAACCUGCACAUUCACAUGGAACAAUAAAAAAGAAAGAUCAACUUUAAAUUGGCAGAAGCACAAGGUUGUGGCAAAGAACCACAAAGUGAAGAGGCAGAAGCAUCAUCUUCUUUAUACUGUACUCAUUCCAACCUCCCUCCCACGCUUGUUCCUUCUCCCUGUCCAUGAAGCCAAACAUACCAGGAAUAAAAACCAUACAAAAUUAAAUAACCUGAAGUUCUUCAAAGCGAACAAGAGCAAAGCAGACAGCAGUCUCGCAAAGCAGACAAGAACACUAGGUACGGAGGCUGAUCCCUUGAAGCCAUAAAGCCCUAUACUCUCGUACUAGCUUUCCCUCUGAUGCUGGUGCUCUUUCCCUCUGAUGCUGGCGUUAGCUCUUAACUCAAAACACUGUUCUUAAAUCAAAUCAAAACUUGGGCCGAGUGACAGCUCUCAACUCAAAACGCUCUUAAGUUGGGAUGCUCUUAAGUAGAGGUCCCACUGUACUGGAGUUUAUAGACAUUUGAAAGACUGAUUUUUCAGAAUUACUCAAGUUUUUGUCCCCAGUGGCAAUUAAAGGUUGAAGGGAACAGAGAACGACUGGGAUGUGAAAGCCAUGUUGAAGAAGGUGGCUCCAUCCUAUUUUCUUUUCACUGCCAGGAGCAAGUGAGAGUGUCCUAAAAGAUUUAUUAACAGACCUGUGAAGGUAGUCUUGAGACAAUUGCUGCCAUUUGAAGAACAAGGAAGGGGCAGCAAGAAAGGAAGGGAGGAGGAAAAAACUAAAAACGUGCAGAACUUGAAAUCUUCACAACAGGAUUUAAGAGUUACAAUCUGGAAGGUGUCAUUUGGGUAUUUUUUUAAAGGGAGGGGUUGAUACGAGGAAGCAGAUCUGCUCCUUCAAAUGUUUGGCACUAGCUAUAUUCAGUGUGUUAAUAAAUCUGAAGUACUGUAUAUGUGCAGUGAUCUUCCUGUCCAUAGGAAGCUGAAUCCAGGUAAGAGGUAUCCCUGAAGUUUCACACUGCUCUGGGAAGUGGGAAAAGUGUAACAAUAUCUCCUGCUAAUGAGAAUAAAAUCAUUGCUUUAACUGACAAGUGGGAAGGGGAAGCUUCAAUUUCUAAAUGUGUUCUCAACAGGAAUUAUGUUUCAUGAUUUUCUAUCUCUGUAGUUAAGCUGGCACUGAAUCUUCCAUAAUUCAAUGAUUAUAGUUAAGUGAAUAAAACGUUCAGGGUGAUAUCCAUAAUUCUGCCACAAAGUAUUACCUGAAAACUUUCUUCUUCUUUUUCUUUUGUUAAGUUUCUAGACUUUGGGAAAAGUCAAAAGCAUUUUUCUUGAAUCUAAUCUUUUAAAUGGCACGCAAUUGUACUUUUCCUGCCAAGAGUUUAUUUCACAUGUGGUUAGUGCCAAUUUUUUUUCUCACAUAUGUGAAAUGCAUUUGGCCCAUAAUGAAAAUUUACAUGGGCGCACACACACUUUUUUUAAAUGCUGAUUUAAAAAAAAAAACCCAGUAUAUUAAACAAUAUUUCCCCUUUGGUAAACAAGUAAGAUUUAAGUAUUACUACAGUCUGCCAAGUAACCAAAUUCUAAGAUACAAGAGUUCAUGGAUAUGAAGUAUUUUUUUUAAAGGGUUUUUUUAAAAAAAGGCAAGAUUCAUAUGAUAAGGUAUCACCAGGGCCGGCCCUAGGUAAUUUUCAAGUGUAAGCAAACAGAAUUCCCCCCUCCCCAACCAAUCACUGAAAAAUAAAAGCAUUGGAUAAGCGAAAACGUUAGAUAAUAAGGAGGAAUUAAGGAAAAGCCUAUUAAACAUCAAAUUACGUUAUGACUUUACAAAUUAAGCACCAAAACAUCAUGUUUUACAACAAAUCGACAGAAAAAGCAGUUCAAUAAAUUGUAAUGUUAUGUAGGAAUUACUAUAUUUACGAAUUUAGCACCAAACAUUGCAAUGUAUUGAAAACAUUGACUACAAAAACAUUGGCUAUUAUUAACAAAUUGACUGCAAAUAAAGAUAGAAUUGCAUAAAAUAAACUUGUUAUUAUUAUUAUUAUUAUUAUUAUUAUUAUUAUUAUUAUUUUCUGCCAAAGAGUGCUGGGAUCUCAUCAAACCACAGCUCCCUUGAUUCCAUAGCAUUGAGCCACAGCAGUUAAAAUGGAGUCAAACUGCAUUAAUCCUACAGUGUAGAUGUCCCCAAAGAGAGAGAGAGAAAGAAAGAAAGAAGAGGCAGAGUUCAAAGCAGAUGAUCUGGAUUUUAUAUGGCAGUGUAGAAGGGGCCAAUGUCAAGCCUAAGACAGCAGUAUAGUGGUUUGAGCAGUGAACAGUGGCUCUUGAGACUUGGGUUCAAAUUAUUUGCUGUGCUGUGGAAGCCCAUUAGGUGACUUUGGGUAAGUCACACUCUCUCAGCCUCAGAGGAAAGCAACAGCAUCCUCUCUUUGAUCAAGUCUUGCCAAGCAACCCCUGUGAUUGGAUUGCCUGUGCUUGUGUCUGUGUUGUGUGGGAGGGAGAGGGAAGGCUGGGAGCCCUUCUGAGUCGAUAAUAGGCUUAGAGACUACGAGGCCUCCUCUGCCCCCGGCCCCGCCUAUUUACAUUUAAAACACUGAGCAAGGCAGAGAAGGAGGGAGCCAGGAAGAGGGGAUUUACCAGGGAUAAUAAUUAGCGUGCGGCCCUUCUUUUCUUUCUUAUGUAUGGUCUCUGUGCAGAGCUCAAACUGCAUUGUUAGACAUUGUCGAUUCAGCCUCCCUGGUCGCCCAAUGCCUCCUUUCAACAGAUUGAAGCGGGACGUCUCUGGCUUCAGCCUCGGGAGCGCACUCAUUCACUCUGUCGGCGAUGCGCUUGCCCCUAUUCCCUGCUUUCCUUCCUUCUUUCCCCCGCCGCUUUCUUUCUUUCCAGCUCGGCUUUUUGUCAAGCGAAGGCUUCAAAGGAAAGAGAGGCAGGGAGGGACAUGUGGGGAAAUGCUCAAGUGUGUUUCUUCCCGGCUUGGCUCCCGCACUGAAGCACCCACACUCACUCUCUCUUUCUUGCCAGUGGGGAUGAUGGGUAGCAGAGUGAAAUCCAAAAAUUCACCAACCCGGUCUUCACCUCCUUCCUCCAGACUGUCUCCCGGUGUGGAAAAACAGCACUGGACAAACACACUCCAGCAGAUGAGGGUUCGGUUGGAAAUCCAACGGCAAUAAACAUUUAUUUACAUUUCUACAUACAAACAGAGCAAAUCAGUCCUUCUCUCCAUGAGUGCUCGCCGAAGCGACUCACGCACACACAGUACACUGCUCAACUCUUCUCAAGACACUCCUCUGCAUUCCACAGGAACAGAGAAGAAAGUCCCGGUCAAAACAAACUUGACCCCAUUGGUCCUGUGAUACGUCAAUCAUAGCAGACUCUCAUUAUUAAUAAUAAUAAUAAUAAUAAUAAUAAUAAUAAUAAUAAUAAUAAUAAUACUUUAUUUAUACCCCGCCACCAUCUCCCCAACGGGGACUUGGGGCGGCUAACAUGGGGCCACGCCCAGAACAGUACAAUAUAAUAAAAUAUGAAAACAGCAUACCAUAGCACAAUUAAAAGCAAUACAAUAGAUGAUAAUAGACAUUACAUCAAAAAAAUAAAAAAACAGUAAAACAGGGCAGGCCGCAAGGACACAAGGAUAAAACUCAGAGUGAGAGGAACAGAGGAGUACUCCACUGUGGACAGGGACACAUGAAAGCGGGGCAAUCUAGAGGUUAGAUGUUGAGGGGGGAGCAAUACAGAAAUAUAUAACAGAAAUUACUCACCGAAAGCACAGCGGAAGAGCCAUGUUUUCAGGUCUUUCCUAAAAGCUAACAGAGUGGGAGCUUGCCUGAUCUCAGUAGGUAGUGAAUUCCAUAGUCGGGGGGCCACAGCGGAAAAGGCCCUCUCCCUUGUGCUCACAAGACAGGCCUGGGAUAGAGACAGCGGUGACAAAAGGGCCUCCCUGGACGAUCGCAAAGAUUGGGCAGGUUUAUGGUAGGAGAUACGGUCACAGAGGUAGGUGGGUCCCAAACCGUUUAGGGCUUUAUAAAUGAUGGUCUGCACCUUGAAUUGGGCCCGGAAAAUGAACGGCAGCCAGUGGAGCUCCUUAAACAUGGGAGUGGAUCUCUCCCUGUAACUUGCCCCCGUUAUUAAUCUGGCAGCCGAGCGUUGGACCAAUUGUAAUUUCCGGGCCGUCUUCAAGGGAAGCCCCACGUAGAGCGCAUUACAGUAGUCCAGUCUAGAGGUAACUAAGGCAUGGACCACCGUGAUCAAGUCAGACUUCACGAGAUAUGGUCGCAGUUGGCGCACAAGUUUGAGUUGUGCAAAGGCCCUCGCGGCCACCGCUGACACCUGUGCUUCAAGCGUCAACGCUGAAUCCAGGAGGACCCCCAAACUGCGGACCUGUGAUUUCAGGGGGAGUGCAACCCCGUCCAGCACAGGUUGCCACCCAAUACCCCGAUCCGACGCACGACUGACCAGGAGGGCCUCUGUCUUGUCGGGAUUUAUUCUCAGCUUGUUCCUCCUCAUCCAGCAGCCAGGCACUGGUUCAGCAUCCGAGGGGCUUCCUUGGAAUCAGAUGGCAACGAGUAGUGGAUUUGUGUGUCAUCUGCGUAGAGAUGGCAACGCCCUCCAAAACUCCGGAUGACCUCUCCCAGUGGUUUCAUGUAGAUGUUAAAUAGCAUGGGGGAUAAGAUAGACCCCUGCGGAACCCCACAGGUCAAUGGCCAGGGGUCCGAGCAGGUGUCCCCCAGCUUCACCAUCUGAGAGCGGCCCUCCAGGAAGGACUGGAGCCACUGCAAAACUGUGCCACCAAGCCCCAUCCCAGAGAGCCGCCCCAGAAGGAUACCAUGGUCGAUGGUAUCAAAAGCCGCUGAGAUAUCCAGGAGAACCAGCAGGGUCACACUCCCCCUGUCCAGUUCUCUGCGGAGGUCAUCCACCAAGGCGACCAAAGCCGUCUCGGUACUGUGCCCAGACCUGAAGCCAGACUGCGAGCAGUCCAGAAAAUCGGUGUAAUCGAGAAACCCUUGGAGCUGCGUGGCAACCACCCGCUCCAGAACCUUGCCCAGAAAUGGGAGGUUGGAGAUUGGUCUGUAAUUGUCACAAACCGAUGGGUCUAACGAGGUCGUUUUUAGUAGCGGUUUUACCACCGCUUGCUUAAAACAGGAUGGAAAUGACCCCUGACCCAGCAGUUAUUAACUCCAUAACUGCUGAAAUGCCUUGCCGAAAAACUAACACAUAAGGCAUUUCUAAUAACCCAGAUUGAUUUUAACAUUUCACAAUACACAAUACCCUGACAAUUCCCCUCCGAAAUGUUCAAAUCAAUUCUCUACAUACUUUAACACUCUACACAUUUGAUCAAUCUCUCUUGAACUUCCACAGGAUAAUACAUGUAUACAUACAGUCUUUUUCAAUCACAUGUAAAUUGCUUUGAUCACAAUACAUCAACACUUUUCUUGCAUCUUUAUUAACACAAUCGAUGCUAGAACCAUAACCCAAUACACUGAUGCUUCACUUUAUUAAUCAAUAGUUUUCCCAACCUCUGAAAACUUAAUUCAUUGUGCCACAUAGAUUCAUUUGAUGCAGCCAGGCUAUAUUUCAACUCACUGCUGGCUUAACCAUGGAUUUCAAUUUCUCUUAAAAUCUAAUUCCUUAAAACCAAUUCAUCUCAUAAUCAUACUUUUCCAUCACAAUUAUUCACAAAAAUGAUUUAACUCUCUCUGAACAUAUAUAAAUAUUUCAAUUUCCGUUCAGACUAAUAAACAGGCACACUCUUUUUGCAUCUCUGGCGCUUUGGCAACACAUGUGCCAAUUGACAUGUUGGAGACCACUGAUCAUCUGAUUCAAUCUCGGUCUCAAGAAGAGAUAUAUCUUCACUUUUUUCUGUCACCUGCUCCUCACUCUCAAGCUUAGGUGAUUUUUUCCAUUUACCCCCUCUCUUCUGACUUGUCUGGGGAGUCUGUACUUCCCCGUGUUUCACUGGAGUAACCAUUUCCUCCUUAAUGGUUCGUUGCAUAUCCUUUUCAACAACACAACCCCCUCCACCUGAAGCAUUCUGUACCUCCGCUUCCUUGGUGGAAUUGUUAUGAAACAACAUCUCUUUGUUCAAAUGCAACCUGUCCCAGCCUUCAUCCUUCUCAAAAUACGCCCUCUUUGAGAAAAUAAGCCUCCCAAGACCACUGUGAAAUUUAAGCUUGUCUUAGUAGUAGCCUAAGAAUUGCAUUCUCCUCCACUUAAGCUCUCCCUUUUUCCUCUGAUUGGCUGGAACUAAUACAUUAGCAUUUUGACCAUAUACUUUUAAAUAUCCUAAAUUUGGAGGUUUUUUGUACAUUCUCCGAAAUGGGAUGUCAUCCAAUUCCUCAUCCCAUAACCUGUUUAAAAUAUAAUUACUUGUGUGUGAACACUCUGGCCAAUUCUUAGUUGAGCUUCUGGAAUCUCUAAUUAAACACUCAUUCAUGUGAAGAAUUUGCUUCAUCCUAUUUUGAGCCACGCCUUCUUCAUUUUGCUUAUAUGAUUUUACAUUUUUAAAUCCUAUAUUCCUUUCACUCAACAUUGUCUUCAUCUCUUCAUUACACACAUUGAUUCCUUUGUCAAAAACUAUUUGACCUACAUGCUGUUCAUAGACCCUUUGAACCAUGUCUAUCCAAUUAGACACCUUUACAACAGCUUCCUUCAAAUCUUUAAGGAAGUAUAUAAAACCAAAUCUUGUGUGUCUAUCAACUAACAGUAAACAAAAUUGAGAACCUCCCUGGCUUUUUACAUCAGAUUCUGUCACGUGUAGAUGGACCAUUUCAAAUAUUUCCUGGGCCUUAAUUCCAGAUCUUUUAGGGUGCUCAUUUGAUUUAAUUCCCAUCUCUGAACAAACUGCACAGUCGAAUAAAUUUUCACAUUUCUCUCUGGAAUCCCUCUCACAGCCGCACAGUUGCUGAAAGCUCACCAGCCAUCAGCAUCUCCAUCCACUGCGCAGCAGGAAGCGUGGAGGCCUGGGCCCAUAACCCAGUGCCAGUGGGGAUGAUGGGUAGCAGAGUGAAAUCCAAAAAUUCACCAACCCGGUCUUCACCUCCUUCCUCCAGACUGUCUCCCGGUGUGGAAAAACAGCACUGGACAAACACACUUCAGCAGAUGAGGGUUCGGUUGGAAAUCCAACGGCAAUAAACUUUUAUUUACAUUUCUAUAUACAAACAGAGCAAAUCAGUCCUUCUCUCCAUGAGUGCUCGCCGAAGCGACUCAUGCACACACAGUACACUGCUCAACUCUUCUCAAGACACUCCUCUGCAUUCCACAGGAACAGGGAAGAAAGUCCCGGUCAAAACAAACUUGACCCCAUUGGUCCUGUGAUACGUCAAUCAUAGCAGACUCUCAUUAACUCCAUAACUGCUGAAAUGCCUUGCCGAAAAACGAACACAUAAGGCAUUUCUAAUAACCCAGAUUGAUUUUAACAUUUCACAAUACACAAUACCCUGACAUUUCUCUCUCCUCCUCCUUUGCCAGUGGCUCCCUCUCCUCUUUCCCAUGGCGCAUGCGCGCGCACAGGCACAGGAGGCGACCCGGGGAGGCGAUGGCUCUGCUCUAGACCCCACGCGAAGGCUAUUAUGUGGGAGGCCAGUGCCAGCAAAAGGGGAUCGGCCGAGCUUUGGAGACAGUGCUUGGAGGCGCCUCAACUGCGCCCUCUAGAGGAUGGCGCCUUCCGCAACUGUGUAGUUUGCUUACCGAUUGAACCGCCCCUGUGUAUCACAAUAUUUCACUAUGCAGUUCUUAUUGGUGUUAAAAAAGUAAAAACAUCCCAGAAUCACAAAGUCUUUUGCCCAGACUGAGGCCCCUUCCACACAGCUGAAUAAAAUCCAAAAGGUUGAGAACCACUGCUCUAAAAGAAUUCCAAAAGAUUGCCAUAGUAAUUACAAGUUGGCUAUGCUCAUACUCUGAAACAGGCAGUUGGCUUACUGUAUGUAACUUUCUAAUACCUGCUUCUUUAGAGUGCACAGGCAUGUCAUAUAAAAGUGUAAGAAGAAAAGGAAAACUAUAUUGAAGUUUUCCAUCAAAUAUGGUAAGACUGAUGUGUUUACAUUAGAUUUAAUUUAACCAAAUUAUGUUCUUAAUAGAAAAGAAAGCACAGCAACUAAUAUUUAUUUGCAGAUUCCAAAGAGGUCUCAGUACUUCAACAUAUUUAUAAGGCUUUUGUCAAUUAUCCAUUAGGUAAAGGUAAAGGUUUUCCCCUGACAUUAAGUCCAGUCAUGUCUGACUCUGGCGGUUGGUGCUCAUCUUCGUUUCUAAGCCGAAGAGCUGGCGUUGUUCGUAGACACCUCCAAGGUCAUGUGGCCGGCAUGACUACAUGGAGCGCCGUUACCUUCCCGCCGGAGCGGUAUCUAUUGAUCUACUCACAUUGGCAUGUUUUCAAACUGCUAGGUUGGCAGGAGCUGGAGCUAACAGCGGCCGCUCACGCCACUCCCGGGGUUUGAACCUGGGACCUUUUGGUCUGCAAGUUCAGCAACUCAAUGCUUUAACACACUUCGCCACCAGGGCUCCUUAUAAUUAUCCAUUAUAAGUAGCUUAAUUUCUUAUUAUCAGUAAAUUAAACUUGUGAAAAAUAUAUUUGUCAUGUUCUAGACAAGGGUUUAUGGCUUGAAUGUAUCUAUUUGAAAAAAUUAAAAGGAAGAGGAAGUAAUGGCCUUGGCCACCAAGAGGGAUUUUAGACUAUUCUGAAAAAUAUUCAGCUUUGUUUUGCUGUGAGUCUUUCAGGCUGUAUGGCCAUGUUCCAGAAGCUUUCUCUCCUGACAAUCUCUGAGGAUGCCUGUCACAGAUGUGGGCGAAAUGUCACGAGAGAAAUCUUCUGGAACAUGACCAUACAGCCCAAAAAACUCAUAGCAACCCAGUGAUUUUGGCCAUAAAAGCCUUCGACAAUACAUAUUAUUCAGCUUUGCUAAGUCAUGAACAAAAAAGAGCUUUAUUGAUUGUAGGGCACUCAGUUAAUGCCUUUGCUAUCUUCACUUGCAUCAUGAAUAACAUAUUCCAGAGACUACUUUUAGUUCUUUUUUAAAGCUGGAAUGCAAUAUCAGAAAAAAAGUUACAACUUUUAAACAUUGCCAUUAAAGGCCUAGCAUCUUUUUCAUCAGCCCCCCAUUUGCUGCUGCUGUAGACCAUAUGAAUUAAAGAAGCCCAUGUUGCCAAGUGCUUAAAGCAGAGUUACAUUUUGCAGAGUUACAAUAAUAAUGGAUUACUGCAACACUUAUGCAUCUUUUUUCUUCUGUCCUUACCCAAUCCCAUCCAGGAUCAUACAUUUACAGACUAAUGAACAUGCAUGAUUGUUACAUACAUUGUCUAAUUUCCCUUUCACUAGAAUACAUUAACCACAUGUAAGAUUUCUGCUCCAAAUCUUACUCUGUUUAUGAUGUUACUUUGGAAGUAUUUUAAUAAAACAAGCAUGCUAUUUUGUAGUAGAUUGAAGGUCCAGAAAACCAAAUAAAAGUUAAAAGGCUAGCUCACUCUAAGCCUUUGAAAUAACAUAUAGGUUGAGAACCUCUUACCUGAAGUCCAAAGUACUCCAAAAUCCAAAAUUCAUGAAUGAAAUUAUUGAAAUGUUAUGUAGAAUUCCCUUCAGGCUAUUUGUAUAUGGUGCACUGUGUAUGUAAAUUUCAUGUUUAGACUUGGGACCCAUCUCCAAGAUAUUUAAUUCUGUACAUAUCUAUAAAUACAAGUAUUCCAAAGUCAGGAAAAAAUCCAAAAUCGUUUUAGAUAAGGAAUAUGAACCUGCAUCUGUUUAAAGCCACAAUUGUGGUUGUUUGGCUCAUUUCUUGGUCUAGUGGUGAGAUGUUUGGGCAGAGGGUGUAGCAGUUCCACAGAGGGCCACUGUGCUGUAGUGGGUUUAGUAGGACUAGUAUCACUGUGGUGUAGUGGGUUUAGGAGGAUAGCGUUUUAAUCUCACUCAGCCAUUGGGUGACCUUUAGCAAGAGGAACAAAUCUUGCCAAGAAGAUAAUAGUAUAGAAUUGCCAUAAGUCGGAGUCAAUGUGAAGGCACAUUAGAAUGAAUGCUUAGAUGUUUGGCCACAGCUUGUAGCACAAUGUACAUAUAUUUGUCAAAACAACCAACAUUAGCUUUUCCUAAGAAAUACACAGUUUCAUACAUGCAUAUAUUUAGUAUUUGAAUUCUGUAUUACUUCAAUGCUUUUUGCGCGGAACUGCCCUUACUUCACAGGAUCUCCUGAAACGUGGGCCACCGAGACCUAAAUAGAUCUAUUCUGAAGCUGCUGCAUAGAAACAUGGUUUCAAGCACUGGUUUUAACCUAUUAAGUACUAAAUCUUUUUUGAGGCUGCAUUCCCAUAUAACAUACAGUUUAGAGGGAAUGCCUCAAGAGGCAAAUUAUAUAUUUUUAAAGCCAGAACUAAGCAUAAGCAAAUCUAAUCCAUAAACUGCCAUGAUGGGAAAGUAUUGGGAGUCAUGAAUGAAAGAGUUGCAAACCAUCAGUAAGUAAAAUCAGAAUCUACACACAUCAUAAAAUGAGGAAGCUCUGCUUCGGAUUCCAUUCUUUUGCUAUAUCAGAUCCUAUAAGGGAUGCAAUGAUAUUUUGAUCAUGGUUAUCUUAAGGACAACAGCUGUAUGCUUUAAAGAAGCUAAGAUAAGUUAAUUUCAAAAUGCCCAGAGAAGAGGCAAAGACAUUUUUAUUUAGGCAGGAUGUGUUUGUGGGCUAUAUUUUGGAAUUUUAAUGUAUAUUUCUGAUGGGUUAUAUACCAUUUGUUUGUGGAAUAUAAACAUUUAUUUAAUUGGGUUAUAGGCAGUCAAUUAUUCUGCAAAAACAGAAAGGUAAAUUUAAUUUUGUGUACUCAAGCAAUAUUCCCCAGAGGAGUAACUGUUUUAGGUUUGCUUCACCUAAACAAACUAACGACACAAAGAAUUCCAUGACACCUUAAAUACUGACAUGUUGGCUAUUACAUACGUUUUGUAUUGAGCGUGGGAAUAGUAGUCAUAGCAAUCUGCCAAAAUUUGGCUUCUUCAGUCAUAUUUUCUAAUCUCCAAAGGUUUUGGUGUUUUUCCUUUUCCUUUGGAAAAUAGCUUUUAUCAAAUGUCGAGGGAGCACAAAUUGCAAGCUCACAAAGCAAAUAAGGGAGAAAAAGCAGAGUAGAAACUGUACUGAUGAACAGACAUGUACAAAAGAUUUAAAUGAUGGAUGAAACUGCUUUCUCUGUUGAAGUUUCCAGCCAAGGACAAUGAAAAAGCAAAAGUUAAUAUGACACUGUGUAUUAUCAUAUGAAUUUUGACUUCCAGAAAAUGAUUCACUGAAAUGUAGUAGGAUGUAUUAAUCAGUGAUCCCAAGAAAAAUGAAGUAUCAACAAACCUUUGUUUUUUAACCUUUUAGAUUUUAUGUACAUGCUUCUAUCAGACUGUGCCCCACUUAGGCUAGCCUAUGACUGUAAUCAAGAUUUUUAUUUGAUUUUUGAAAUAACCACCUACUUUGUGAGUUCAUUUUGUUAACAAAGAUCUCUGUCUAUAGGUGUAUCAGUAUGCAAUUUGCAUGUGUUUUCUAAUAUUUACAUAGCACCACCAUGCAGCAUAUAUGUUUAUAAAUAGGCAAAGGCUGAAGUUGUAUGAAAUACUGAAUCUGAAAAAAACAGAGUUGUAAGUAUCUGCUUUCAAAGUAUACAUAUAAAAAGAGAUAUUGGAAUCAGAACUGAACAAAAGCCAUAUUACUCACACCUUACAAAGAAUCCAGUAUAAGAAAUAUAAUAUAUGGAAGAACCCGACUAGCAGCCAUCACCCAGAGGGCCUUUUUAUCAGCUGCCCCAAGACUGUGGAAUUACCUGCCGGUAGAGUUCCAAGAGGUGUGUCAGCUGUUGGAAUUUAAGACACAAGUGAAAACCUAUCUCUUUCAGCAGGCCUACCCAGACAGUUGUAAUGACAAAUUUUAACCUUGCAUCUUAUGUUUAAUCUCUGUUUUGUGUAUUUUAAUAUUUAUCUUGUGGAAAUAUGUUUAAAUACGUUUAUUUUAAAGACUGGUUUUAGGUGAAUGUGUGUUUUACAAUGUUGUAACCCGCCUCAAGCCAUGAGGAAAGCCAGGCAAGAAAAUUUUAUUUUAUUAUUAUUAUUAACGUAAGAGAUGUAAGUAGGAAUUUGUGUGUAUGUUCCUUCAGGCCAUCUGUUGACUUGCAUAGCAUUGCCUUAGGAAAGGAAUACUCUAGUGUUUUUCCCAGUUCCCUCCUGCUAUUGGUUGGCGAUCUCUCAUUCAAGUACUAACCAGGGCUGAAUCUGUUUAGAUCAGAUGGCACCUGGUGCUUUUAAGAUGAUUGAAUCAAACCAUCUGCUAGCUGACUACUGGUAUCUGGUCCCACCCAUCAAGCUGGUCACAUGCUCGACUUAGUUUUUGUUGCGAUGGACGGUGAGGUUGGAGUGGAAGAGAAAAACAUCCUUCCGUUGUCAUGGUCCGACCAUCACCUGAUCAGUCUAAGACUUACCGUGUCCCCAAAAAACCUCCGCAGGGGUGGGGGAUCCAUUAAGAUGGUCCGCCCCAGGAGAAUGAUGGAUCCUGAUGGAUUCCUGAGAUCUCUUGGGGAUUCUCCUGUCUUGGGUGCUGACGAUCCUGACGAUGCCUUGGUAGAUCGCUAUAAUAGCGAGAUGUCUAGGGCAAUUGACACGAUCGCUCUUGAACGUCCCCUCUCGUUGCACAGGCUCCCUGGUUCUCGGAGGAGUUGGCGGUGAUGAAAUGCUCGAGAAGGAGACUAGAAUGCAUCUGGCGGAUUACUCGUGACGUAUCUGACCGAGCACGGGCUAGAGCCGCUAUUAGGGCCUAGUCCGCGGCUUUGCGGGCAGCCAGGAAGGCUUUCUCGACUGCCCACAUAGCGUCUGCAACAAAUAGACCAUUGGAGUUGUCCCGGGUUGUCAGGGAGCUCCUCCAUCCUCCCGAGGGGGGAGGGGUACCCAAAGACCCGGCAACUCGGUGCAGCGAGUUCGUGCACUAUUUUGCAGGUAAAGUCACUCAGAUUCGCCUUGAGUUGGAUGCCAGCUUAAAUGCAAUGCCAAACGAGGUAACCAAGGCACCUGUCUGUCCAUAUUUGUGGGAUUUUUUUCAGCCUGUUCACUUGGAUGACGUGGACAAGAUCCUUGGAGCUGUGAGGGUGACCACUUGUGCCAUGGAUCCUUGCCCUUCUUGGCUUAUAAAAUUGGCCAGAGGAGGAUUGGGAGAUUGGUUUGUGAGUAUAAUCAAUGCCUCAUUGGUUCAAGGCAAAUUUCCAUCUGCCCUAAAACAGGCUAUAGUGAGGCCAAUUUUGAAGAAAGCCUCCCUUGAUUUGACCAUCCUAAAUAACUACAGACCAAUCUUGAAUCUUCCUUUUUUGGGCAAGGUCCUGGAGCGGGUGGUUGCUUCUCCGCUCCAGGGGUUCUUGGAUGACACUGAUUUUCUGGAUCCAUCACAAUCCGGCUUUAGACCUGGGCACAGUACCGAGAUGGCUUUGGUCGCCUUGGUGGAUGACCUCUGCAGGGAACUGGACAGGGGGAGUGUGACCCUACUGGUUCUCUUGGACAUCUCAGCGACUUUCGAUACCAUCAACCAUGGUAUCCUUCUGGGACGGCUCUCCGGGAUGGGCCUUGGGGGCACAGUUUUGCAGUGGCUCCAGUCCUUUCUAGAGGGCCGUUCCCAGUUGGUGAAGCUGGGGGAUACCUGCUCGGCCUUUGACCUGUGGACCCCGCAAGGUUCUAUUCUUUCCCCCAUGCUUUUCAACAUCUACAUGAAACCGCUGGGAGAGGUCAUCCGGAGUUUUGGAGUUCGGUGCCAUCUCUAUGCAGAUGACACCCAACGCUACUACUCUUUUCCACUGAAAUCCAAGGAAGCCCCUCGGAUACUGGACCAGUGCUUGGCCGCUGUGAUGGGCUGGAUGAGGGUGAAUAAACUGAAGCUUAAUCCCGACAAGACAGAGGUCCUCCAGGUCAAUCGCAUGUCUGAUUGGGGUAUUGGGUGGCAACCUGUGCUUGACGGGGUCGCACUCCCCCUGAAGGCGCAGGUCCACAGCUUGGGGGUCCUCCUGGACUCAGCGUUGACGCUUGAUGCUCUGGUGUCGGCGGUAGCCGGGAGGGCCUUUGCACAACUAAAACUUAUGUGCCAGCUGUGACCAUACCUCGUGAAGUCUGAUCUGGCUGUGGUGGUCCAUGCCUUAGUUACCUCUAGGUUGGAUUAUUGCAACGCACUCUACGUGGGGCUGCCUUUGAAAAAGGCCUGGAAACUCCAACUAGUUCAGCGGGCGGCAGCCAAGUUCCUAACAGGAGUGAAUUACAGGGAGCAGUCUACUCCCCUGUUUAAGGAGCUCCACUGGCUGCCGUUUAUUUUCCAGACUCAAUUCAAGGUGCAGGUGUUGACCUACAAAGCCCUGAACGAUUUGGGACCCACUUACCUUUCUGACCCCAUCUCCCCCUAUGAACCUGCACGAUCUCUUCGUUCAUCGGGAGAGGCCCUCCUCUGGCUUCCGCCUCCGUCACAAGUGCAGUUGGUGGGGAUGAGGGAGAAGGCCUUCUCCGUGAUGGCCCCCUGGCUCUGGAACGCUCUCCCCAGGGAACUUAGGCAAGCUGCCACCUUGGAAGUGUUCAGGAAGAACCUGAAAACCUGGUUCUUCACACAGGCUUUUGAAUAAGUACCGCCCACUGUACGCUAAACCCUUAUACUAGCAGUUACUUCUGACCAGUUGUACCUGUUGGUUAACUCCUUGGCAUAGCCACAGAGUUCACCCCAGUUUAAGGUUCUCCUCAUGAUUUUAUAGCACCUUAACUUCCUUCAUGUUUACAAGUUUUACUCAGUGCAGUUUGCCCAGUCCAUUGUAUGAUUUUAUUGCUGUGUUUUAUCAUGUGUUUUAUAAUGAUUGUGAUUUUAUUUUAUGCCUUUUAAUUUUAUUUGUGUGUGUGUGUUUUUUUUAUUUGAUACCACUGUAUGCUUGUUUUAUAUCUGUGAGCCGCCCCAAGUCCCUCUGGGGAGAUGGUGGCGGGGUAUAAAAAAAGAUUAUUAUUAUUACUGUAGACACAGUAGCGAAUCAGUUCCUUUUGGGAAGCCCACAUACAGAUCAAGAAGACCAUAGCACCAUCCCACUUGUUGUGUUUCCCAGUAUCGAGGAUGUGGUGCUUCUGAGAGUUAUAUUCCAGUCUUUACCUAAAAUAAAUAUCUUUAAUUCAUUUACUCUUCCCAUAGAGAAUUUAACAUAUAGCCAAAAUGACUGGUAACUACUAAUAGGUUUAUCCUCUAUGAAUUUAUUUCAUUCCACUUUGGUCCACACAAGAUACUGGUCAUCGCUACAUUUUGAAUUAUACUUUUCAUAAUUGUCCAACGUUCCUCAUUAAAAAGUACCAUAUUUCACAACAUAAUAGUCACCCUUUUUUUUGCAAAAAACGGGGGCAACUACUAUGUGCUGUUGACUAUUAUCGUGUGAUAUGCUUCUGAUGGUCUAGUCACGUGGGCAGAUUAUGCUUCACCCGCUGACAUGGCUGUGCCCUCAAAGCUUAGCUCAGAGGAGAGAGGCAGGUGGGUGGGUUCACUGAGCUAUAGAGGUUACAAGGCGCGUGGGAACUCGCCUGACCAUGUCCUCACUUGUCUGCGUAUCUGCCUCCUUUGCAUAAUAGUCACAUCUAUGAACAACUACAAAAUACCAACCCAGUACCAAACCAACACUUGAGCUGGGACGUAUUAUUCCUGCACUUCUCAGUGAAGCACAGGUUACUUUACAAAUUACAGUUACACCAGAAUGAAAGUUUCCUUGCAGUAGUCAUGGUCGUAAUACACCAUGAUUAUUGAAAAGGGGUGUUAAGUACAAGUAGCCAGUUACUUCUAACUACCUAGUGCCAAGAUGGAGCUAUAUAUAAAAAGUACUUAACCCAGUUAAUAGGCAAUUUAUUGUACUCCAAUGUCCAUUCCAUCCCCACCCUGAAAGAAACACCAUGUUCAAAUUGGAAGAGAUAUUUGAAGAAUAAUAGACAAUAGAAUGUUCACAGAUUUAUAACAGUCCUUGAGUGUCUUGAGUUUCAGCCCCUUAGUAGCAGAAAGUGCAAUAAUGAUGUUUUAUGAUAGUCAAACUAUAAAGACAGAACUUCUAAACUAAUCUAAUUUUCAGGCUGUCCACAUGCCAGCACUAUUUCUUGGACAUUUUAUUCCAUUUAAUUCCUUUCAGUAUUUUAAAAUAGAAGGGCAGCUAUGAAGUUAGCUUUUUUCCUGCAUACUUUCUUUAUAUAGAAUUUCCUAACUGUAUUGGAUGUCACUGAUAUUUGGAUCAGAAAAUCCCAUUUCCCUUGGCUUUGGACCAUUUUCUUUUUCCCUCCUUAAAGGAAAAUGUUUUAUAGUUGCAUUUAUGAGGGUAGUCAAACUGUUUGGCAUUCAUUUAAUUUAAUUAAGUAACCUUCCAGACAGUGAUUUUGAUUGCAUUUUGCAAUGUAAAUAGAAACAAAUUUAGCUGGUCUUAAUUUCUCUCUGUAUUGUACUACUUAAUCAAUUUGUACAUUAGUCAAAUCUCGGAGCAGAUUUACUGCAUAAAAUCAAGGACUGCAAAUAGUAAUUCUUUUGGAAGCAGAUUCCCUUGAAAUUGCCAUGAAUGAAGGAGGCUAAUUCUGUUUGGAAUAAUACUCUGGUAAUUUCUGCAAUUAAAUUCUGUUUGAGACAUUGAAAGCUAGACCCAGAUUUCUGAUUGCUGGAUGCCUUGAACAGAGGGAAGUUACUGAAAAUUAGGUGCUGUUUUCCAUGCAUUCACCCUCUUAUAUUGUAGCCUAUAUCCAUUGUAUCCUCAGCCCUUCAUCCUCAGACUUCCUGGCAAAUGGUCAAUUUCAGCUCAAACUACUGGAAGACAUCAGUUUUCGUACCACACCCUUGGUUUUUUCAACAUUACAUGUUGGCAUUCUAUAGCCUUUUGUAACAUUCUGCCAACCCCAUACUUUAGACUAGGCCAAAAUGCAAUAUUGUGUGAUGUUAACAUCAGGAUUCCCAAUGCAACUCCCUCCCUGAGCCAAAAAUGUUUGCCAGUGGGUUUUCCUGCCCUCUGGAAAAGGUUUUAGGAUGCACUGAAGACUGUAAUUGGGAACAGGGCUGGGAAAACAUUUAAAAAUGAUCUUAUUUUUAAAGCUUGAACUGCAGUAUGCUUGAAUUAAGACAACCACUUUGAAAUACAAUUAUAAUUCACAUUCCUGGAAAUGCAGUCUGCCCUCUACAUUCACUGGAAUUAGGAACACAAAGAUCCUCAUGAAAUUGAAAAACAAUGAGUUAAGAAAUCAGUAUUUUUUUACCUGAGAGAUCACCGUUCUAGGAAUUUCUAGGUUUCCCAGUAUGACUUGGUGAUCAACUUCCACUAGAAGCUGAUCAUAGAAUUGCACUGGAGGAGCAAAAGAUGUCUGGAGAGAUGUUUUCUCUAUAAAUCUUUAGGUACUCCAGCAUGACUAGAGGAAUUUGACCAUAAAGUCACACUGGAGGCUCUAGAAAUUCCUAGAGAGAUUUUAAUCAGUUCUGUGAAUAAUCAAAUCCGCAAAAGUAAAAAAAAAAAGUCAAAAGGGAUCACUGUACUCUUGGGCAAGGAUAGAUAUCUUUCCCUUCACACAAGAUGAUUUUUUACAUAUGAAAAAGAUUUCAGACAUCACAUCCUGAUCAAUCAUUAAUAUGUAUUAACUGGAGAACAUAUUCUCACAAUGUCUCUGCCUGUUGUCUGUACCCACCCUAUAUUGCAACGAAACAGACAUUUGUUUUCAUUGUGCAAAAACAUCAAUGGUCUUUGAUAAAGCCCUUUCUUUCAAUACUUUAUCAGAUUACUCUAGAUCAGGUGUUCUCAAACUGUGCUCUGCACAGCCCUUGGGGCUCCUUAGGUGAUAAUGAGGGGCUGCUCCACAGUGCCAUGCUGCUUCCUGCCUCCUCCUCUUUCCUCCUCCUGAGAAAUGCAGAGAAAUUAAAGCUCAGGGAGUGCUUUGAUUGUGUUUUUCCUCCAUGGCAAAAGGGAGUUGGACUGUAUGGCCUCUGGGGUUUCUGUGGUUGUUGUUGUUGUUGUUGAUUAUUAUUAUUAUUAUUAUUAUUAUUAUUAUUAUUAUUAUUAUUAUUAUUAUUACAAAGGCUGUUUGGCUAUUUGAUUGUGCUCUUCCUGCAUGGCAAAACGUGGUUGGACUGGAUGACCCCAGGAGUUUCCCACUGAAAUAUUGUUAAGCUUGUGAUGGUUAAAAUUGUUCUUCAUUUUAAAUUUUCUUUCUUUCUUUCUUUCUUUCUUUCUUUCUUUCUUUCUUUCUUUCUUUCUUUCAUCACUAUGAAUUAGUUCAUACAGACACUCUCCAUCUGUCACUGGCCUGGCCCAUUUAUUGGGGCUCCACAAGAAACCUUUGCUUCAAAAAGGGCUCAGUGAUUGAAAAAGUUUGAGAACCCCCUUCUCUAGACACAAACAUAAGUAUCCCCAUAAAAUAUUUCUCCAUCAUUGAAAUUCAGUUGAUAGGAUAUAUGCCAGUGUGUGAUUUGACAGGAGGUGUCUCUGUUUCCUGGACAAACAGUAAAACAGUGCAUUCAUGAACUGCCUUAGUAUUCCAUAACCUUCAAAUAAAGGGGGAAAGUUGUUCCAGAAGUCCUUGCUUUAAAAGAGAACCAUUUGAGAGAUAUUAAAUGGAAAUAGCUGCUGUUCUUAUAUUUUCAAAAGUACUCUUCUAAAAAAUAUUUUAUAUACUAACAGUGAACGGAUUCACCAUUUGGGAACAUAUAACCAAAAGGGCAUAGCAAUAGGGAUGUGUUAGCAGGCUUGGAGAAAUCCCAAGAUUUUAUGAACCACAAGAGAUAUUUAGAAGGGGAUGCACUAAUAAAAGGUAUAUACUCAACAGCCCAGCAUUGCAUAGUAGAUGCCAAAUAUAUAGAGGGAACCAUGGAAGAGGAAUGGAAUGAGAUGGAAUAGAGUAUCUGUCGAGACACAGAGGCCUUAAAGAGCCACACACACUUUUGAAGUCCAACAAAAGGUUUAUUAUAAAGCAAUAAUACGCUCAGAGACACUUUAAUUCAGUGUCUCUGGUCAAAACUUAAAGAGUUCACCCAAACUGGGCCUCAAAAAGCAACCGGAAAAUAACCCGGAUUAAACAGAAAGUAAAUCCGGAUUAAAUGGAAAGAAAACCCGGAUUAAAACUCAGUCAAAAUAAACAGGAAGCAAAAUGCGCUGUAACAAAGGGUUCCAAUAGAUAGCGCUGUAUCCAAAGAGUUAGUUGCAAACAAAUCCAGCCGAAGUCCCAAAGUCGCCGUAAAGGCAGUCUGAACAAACGCCGUUUCCCAAGUGGCCAAACAGAGCCAUAGUCGAACUAAUCCAAGGCUCCAGGAAGGGAGAAAGCCACACUCACAAUAAGCCAGUCCAAACGUUGUCUCAAAGAUAGUCAAACAGAGCCGUAGUCAAAUUAAUCCAAGGGUCCAGGAAGGGAGAAAGUCAUAUUCAUGAUAAGCCAGUCCAAACGUCGUCUCAAAGAUAGUCAAACAGAGCCGUUGUUGAAUCAAUCCAAGAGUCCAGGAAGGGAGAAAGCCGCACUCACAUUAAGCCAGUCCAAACAUUGAGGAUUCCCAGGUAACAGAACUCCAAGCUGCAGAACCCGAACCCAAAACCCAACACGAGAACAGGCAAGGACAAAAUACACACAAUACGUAACCGACACUUUGCCUUCUGCAAAGAUUCCUCAUUCCAGAGCCCAGUUUUAAUUUACACAUCAUUAUCCUAUGAUGAGCUGGCCUCCACCCCAUCAUCAUCUCUAGCAGCCACACCCAAACCCCUGUUUCCAUCUCUCCAGUUUCUCCAUCUUCUGUCAAGACUUAGGUUUCCCCAUGACUCGGAUGUAUCUCCCAUUUGCCAAUCCCCAUGUCCCGUAUCGCCAGAAACUGGUUCCUGCACAUAUGUUCCCAAUCUCUUGAACCCUAGUCCAAUCCAUUGUGUUCUCCCCAUCCUCCUCACUCCCAGACCCAUCACUUCCAGAGAAACGCAUAAAUGAUUCAUCAUCUGUGGGAGCAGUAAAUAUAUCCCGGAUCUUCUUCCUCUCCCAUUCUUCAUCCGAUUCCUGCUCCCAAGUAACCUUCUUUGUGCCUCUAUUCCCAUCCACCACAUUUCUUUCCAUACUCAUUGACUCCUCACCACUUGAAAACCUUUCAAAUGUAUCCUCAUCAGUAGGCGCCAUAAGUAUAUCCCGGAUCCGUUCCCUUUGCUGUUCCUCAUCUAACACCUGCUCGCGAUUACCCCUUGUUCUCCUACUGGUACCUCUACUACUACUUGCAACAUUGCAUACUGACUGGACUACAACAGUAUCCUUGAAGAGAGUGCAGAAAGGUGAACAGGAUUGUGUCUUUUCUUAAAGGACACACUUCUCAUAUUCUAAAUAUCCAAGCAGAUUGAUUUCUUCUGUAGUUUUCUCUACUGUUUCUGUGUUGAUUGCUAUUUUAUAACUUUUUUUACUUUUAACUACACUUGAAAAUUGAAAUGUCAUGUUAAAAUAAUAAUGUUGUAUGUGUUUUUAAUUAUUAGUUGUUGAUAAUAUUAACUAACUUAAUGGUGGUAGAAUUGUGGAUAAGGAAGCCUACUGUGGUGUUUAUAUCUUAACUAUUCAUUUUAUGGGCUGUUUCCUAAUAGAAAAAGUUGGUGAUUGAUUGUAAAUAUUGACAGUAAACUUGAUACGCAUAGAUACCAUUAAAGACAGGCUUGUUUUGCUGCUAUUAGUCCUUGAACCAUAGAGUUACUUUGGCUAAGGCUGUAACCUAAAUUCAUUUUCUGGUGUUUUGUACAGCACUAAGCCAUAGGUAACAUUGCUUUUCAGACAUGGGCUUUUACUCAAAAGCACAGCUCUGAUGCACACAACAAUUACACACCCGCUGUGAGGACAGUAACAGAGACAGUGGGUUAUCUUACGAGUAUAUCGAUGUCUGCUUUGGAUCAUAUCCUUAGUGAAGUAUGUGCUAGCUAUAAUCCUAACAAUAGCAUUUGUGAUUUCACAUAUUUCAAUGACUUCAUCCAAAUUUGGAUCUCUAAGGAAAGCCAGUUUACAUCCAUGGGAGAUCGGUUAAUAUAUAUAUUUACAACCUAUAUGUACAUCUCCCUCAUGUUAACAUUACAAUCAUUAUAGCUUUGAUUGUUCAAGAAUUUCAUUGUGUUCAAAUGUUUAACUUGAUUUGCAUUUUCUAGAAUAAUACAUCAAUGGAAAUUAUUCAGUCUCCCCUCCCCCCUCCAAUCACUUUAAUAUUAGUUUACUAUCUUAGGUGGAAAAAAUGCUUUAGGUUAAAGCAUUUGAAGAAAUGUGUAGUUUGCUAAAAAAAAAAAAAAACAAUAAAGUCCUACAAACUUCCAUGCAUUUAAAAUAAUUCACUGAUUGAUGCUGAAAUGAGGCAGAAAGAAAUGACGAUAGAACACCUGUAAAACCAAUGGACUAGAAAUAGACUGCUCUGUCUGUCCUGUGUUAUGACCAGUUCCAGUUCCUAUAGUUAAUAUAUUUACUGCUUGGAAGUGAGAUUGGAAAUUGUCAAGUAGAAAUUCAAAAUGUUCAGUAGUGUAUAAUGCAUUGCUACUUUUCUUCCUUCAUAAAAUAUACAGACACUUCAUUUUUAGCCUUCUGCUUUUAAUUCCCAUAAUCCAUCACCAUCCUGUCAUGGCUUAGGGCCAGUGGAAAUGAUAGGCAAAAAAAUCAUGUGGAGAUCCCUAGUUUCCCAUCUGUGAUUUAAAUCUUAGUUUAUGAAUUGGUAUACCUCACAAGCAAGUUGAUAUGCCCCUAGGCAUUGCCUCCUUAACAGGAAAUUUGUUGCCCAACAGAAAAAUCAGAAUAAAGGUAGGUUCCUGCAAUGCGAGAAAAUGAGAAGUUUAACGUGUUUCAAUAAGUAUUUUAACUAACAAUAUCCAUAUGUGGGAUGCAACAUGCAAGAUAGAUAAGCCUUCCAGAAGUUAAAAAAACAACACAGUAAACUUUUGUAUGCUUCACCCAUACACACACUAUCAUAUCAUUGUAGCAACCUAAAGCUUUGAAUGCAGUUUUUGAAGGCUUUUAUUGAAGGACUGAAUCACAGAAAACAUGAAUGCGAAGAGUUAACUAGUAUCUUACUGAACUAGUACUGGGCUUUGGGAAUUUCCCCACAGCCAUUUCCUCUGUGUAUGUCUCCCCUUUUUAAUUCCAGGAAACUUAUUAACAACUUUGACAAUUAAUCUCCUGUUGCUAGGGAUAGGGAGCUGAUUCAUCACUAUACUUUGAGCCUGGUGGGUGGUCUGGUACCAUUGGGACCUUUCUCUUCCACUGAGUAGUCAAUGGGAAGGAGCCCACUCCACAUUAUAUGAGCCUAAAACUCUUUGUAAAAAAAUAGCUACAUUCUCUGAGACUUCAUUAACUGGGGUAUGUACUGUAUGUAUCCUGCUCUUCCAUGAAUCAUGCUGAAGAGUUCUAGUCCAACACUCAAGCCACAAUAUCAUGUUGUGUCCCAGUUUAACGUACAGUCUAACACAGGGGUGGCCAACGUAGGCAACUCUGGAGGCCCUCAAAGAGCCUUGUGAGCUGCCAGAAAUGCACCAAAAAUGAGAGGGAAUUAGAAGCAUUCAAGAAUCCACUUCUCAUUUUUCUCUGCAUUGUGUUGCAUUUUGAAAAUCAUUCUCCUCAGGUAACCUGUUGAACAAUUUGUGGUAGCUAACAUACAGUAAAGUCUCACUUAUCCAAGCUAAACGGGCCGUCAGAACCUUGGAUAAGCGAAUAUCUUGGAUAAUAAGGAAGGAUUAAGGAAAAGCCUAAUAAACAUCAAAUUAGGUUAUGAUUUUACAAAUUAAGCACCAAAACAUCAUGUUAUACAACAAUAUUGACAGAAAAAGUAGUUCAAUACGCGGUAUUGUUAUGUUGUAAUUACUGUAUUUACGAAUUUAGCAUGAAAAUAUCAUAAUAUAUUGAAAUCAUUGACUACAAAAAUGCCUUGGAUAAUCCAGAACCUUGGAUAAGCGAGUCUUGGAUAAGUGAGACUCUACUGUACUUUGAUUUAAAACAAUUGGAAUUGGAUAUUCUAACCCAUAUUAAUUGGGCUCCAAAAAGAGCUCUGUAUUUCUUUGUCAUCCAGUUCUAGUAAGAACGUAAUUGUUUCCACUUCUAACUCAUUUCUGAGAGUUGGACAUGAAUGUAACUUUGUCAUGUGGUGGAAAGUGUACAGGAUCUGGUGAUUCCAAGUGUGUCAAGCAACGCCCUUUUCCAGGAAACACCACCCACUAUUGUUUCUGAGCUUGUGUGCACUUUAGGUAAUUUAAUUAGAAAAUUGUGCUGUAAAACAGAAAUACUGCAGGAUAAGCAAGUAUGCAAGAUUUUAAAAGAAAUUCUACAUUAGAAUGGGUAUGAUUUAUCACAAUAAGAAGGGGACACCUGGGUCUGUUUUUCAUAUUUGAGUGUCACUGCAGGGAGAAAUAAAAGCUCAUAAACAAUGUACAUAUAGAAUUGUUGGGCCGGGGAUGUUGCAGCGCUUCACAUAUUAGUAGAUUGUAAGUCUUAGCAGCCCUAGGCAUCAUGGCCAUUAAUGAGGAAUGCUGAAAAAGCCGAGUCUAACAACAUCUCAAAACUUACAUUAUUUUAACCUCUACUCUAGAAGAUUAAGAAUCUUUCAAAAGCUUGUAACAUAAAGGAAUAACUACUGCAAUACAUUGUAUGUGGUACUGACAAACAGGCUGGCAUACUUUUUCAUCUUUUAAACAGGGAACCUAAUGUGUUGUGUUCAGAAUGCUAUGAUCUCAUCUGAGAUGAUGAAAAUUAAAAGCAAAUGAAAUCAUAAUCAUUCACUCACUGAGAUCUAAGAGAAAAGAGAUUAUACGGAAAGAACAACUUUAAUUCUCCAUAAACAUGUUCAAACAAGACUUCGAAGAAUAUUAAAAACUGAAGGCUGACCCACACCCUCCAAAACAUCUGCCAGGGCCAAUGAAUACAUGAUUUUGUCACUCAUGAAUCAUUUUAUGCUAUCUGUUUUUAUGCUUAUGUAUAUAGUGGUUGCUAUUGAGUAAUAUAAAUUAGAGUAUGUUUACAAAAGCACUAUAAGGUUAAAAAAAACUUUACUAGUGGAAUUAUUAAUCUUACUGAAGGUGGGUCAUGUUAAGGUUUGAUUCUAAGCAGCAAAGUCUAGUUUUUAUUCUUCUCAUCCCAAAGGAGAAAGAAGAAGCAAAACCUCUUUCUUGAGAGACAAAUUGAGACAUCUUAAUUCUAAAGUUAGAAUCAGGUUAUUGGAUUUAGGAUUGCUGGCUUAUCUGAAAUUAAGCAAACUAAAAGAGAUAGAAAGAGUUGUUUUCAAUGUACCUGUAAAGCUUAUGCAAAAACAUACAAGAUGACAGUAGUACACUAGCAUUUCUAUCGGUCUUGGAAGAAUAACUAGCCAAAGCAGACCCUAGCAAAAUAAAAUUGUACAGAGUGGUGCAGUUCUUUGUGCAAGAUGAAUUACAGUUAAAGAUUGAUCUUAUUUCAACUCUCUGUCACUGUUGGAAAUUUACAAUUGAAGUAUCCAUGAUUGAUGACUAUUCAAGCCUUUGCUUAAAAACCUCCUAGUUGUGUUGGAUCUCAAUUUCUUGUUUUUUUCCUGGAUUUCCUAAUGGCUUCACCAUAUCUUUUACAAAUCAAGUUUGGUCUAAAAAAAAAAAUCAUGAUAGCACAGUUACUGUCUGAAUUGGAUAACAUGGUUUCACUUACCCACACACCAAAAAUAUUCCCUACCCUGAUAGUGUUUGUGGCACUCUCUAGGACAGUGAUUCUCAACCUGUGGGUCCCCAGACAGCUGGUAAACUGGCUGGGGUUUCUGGGAGUUGUAGGCCAAAACACAUGGGGACCCACAGGUUGAGAAUCACUGCUCUAGGGUAUCCAAUGCUAUGAUAUGCUUUGGGCCCAACUAUAAUAAAAAUAUAGAGUUUGCUAUUAUCCAUAAUUUCAGCUAUCCACGGGGGGGGGGGGGGGGGGUCUUGUCACACAGUUAAUGUGAAGGUCAUAGUGCAAUGGUUCUUAACCUGUGAGUCCCCAGAUGUUUUGGCUCAACUUACAGAAGUUGGCCAAAACUGUCAAGAGUCAGACGCCAAUUAACGAACAAAACAGAGUUUAUUCAGGAGAUAAGCCAAAAAGUAAACAUAAACAUAGAAGAUAUCUUGAAACACUUCACUAUCAGUGUUUCAAGAGCAGUCGGAACAAAAAUAUAACUCAAAAGUAUGUCUUAACAAGCCAAGCUAUUUAUCCACGCAGGCAUUCAAAUAAAACUAAAAAGACGCUUCAGUUCAGCUUAGAAAACAAAUUGAGUUGACUACUAAAAAAUAGGCAAUAUAAACAAGAACUUGAAACCUUCCAAAAGCUGCAAUGAGUAGCUGAAAUCCGGAACUCCAAGCAGGAAAAACAAAGCUAAACAAACUUAGUGCAAAAGGCACUUUUUGGGUCCAAGCCCUUUCUGUAGCAGCCAGCCGGCUCUGUGGAUUUAAAGGAACAGUUCCCAAAAGAAAACACCAAACUGGUCUGAAAACAAACAAACUAGAAAUGCAGUAAACUGCUUCCACGGUGCAGAUAAAGCCAAGAGCUCCAAGAGGAGGGUGAAGAGACGUUGUCAGGAGGAUCCAAGGUCAGGUCAGGAGACAGCAGCAGAGUCCGGAGGGCAAGCCAGGAGUCAAAACCAAGAGUAGUCAUCAAUCAAAAGCGAAAACAGAAGCAAGGUCAAAUUCUAAUCCAGGGUCCAAAGAGAGUGCAGUCAUAGAAUCAUAGAAUCAUAGAAUAGUAGAGUUGGAAGAGACCACAUGGGCCAUCUAGUCCAACCCCCUGCUAAGAAGCAGGAAAUCGCAUUCAAAGCACCCCCGACAGAUGGCCAUCCAGCCUCUGCUUAAAAGCCUCCAAGGAAGGAGCCUCCACCACGGCCCCGGGGAGAGAGUUCCACUGUCGAACGGCUCUCACAGUGAGGAAGUUCUUCCUGAUGUUCAGGUGGAAUCUCCUUUCCUGUAGUUUGAAGCCAUUGUUCCGUGUCCUAGUCUGCAGGGCAGCAGAAAACAAGCUUGCUCCCUCUUCCCUAUGACUUCCCUUCACAUAUUUGUACAUGGCUAUCAUGUCUCCUCUCAGCCUUCUCUUCUGCAGGCUAAACAUGCCCAGCUCUUUAAGCCGCUCCUCAUAGGGCUUGUUCUCCAGACCCUUAAUCAUUUUAGUCGCCCUCCUCUGGACGCUUUCCAGCUUGUCAACAUCUCCCUUCAACUGUGGUGCCCAAAAUUGUACACAGUAUUCCAGGUGUGGUCUGACCAAGGCAGAAUAGAGGGGGAGCAUAACUUCCCUGGAUCUAGACGCUAUUCCCCUAUUGAUGCAGGCCAGAAUCCCAUUGGCUUUUUUAGCAGCCGCAUCACAUUGUUGGCUCAUGUUUAACUUGUUGUCCACGAGGACUCCAAGGUCUUUUUCGCACACACUGCUGUCAAGCCAGGCGUCCCCCAUUCUGUAUCUUUGAUUUCCAUUUUUUCUGCCGAAGUGAAGUAUCUUGCAUUUGUCCCUGUUGAACUUCAUUUUGUUAGUUUUGGCCCAUCUCUCUAGUCUGUCAAGAUCGUUUUGAAUUCUGCUCCUGUCUUCUGGAGUGUUAGCUAUCCCUCCCAGUUUUGUGUCGUCUGCAAACUUGAUGAUCGUGCCUUCUAACCCUUCGUCUAAGUCGUUAAUAAAGAUGUUGAACAGAACCGGGCCCAGGACGGAGCCCUGCGGCACUCCACUUGUCACUUCUUUCCAUGAUGAAGACGACGCAUUGGUGAGCACCCUUUGGGUUCGUUCGCUUAGCCAAUUACAGAUCCACCUAACCGUAGUUUUGUCUAGCCCACAUUUUACUAGUUUGUUUGCCAGAAGGUCGUGGGGGACUUUGUCGAAGGCCUUACUGAAAUCCAGGUAGGCUACAUCCACAGCAUUCCCUGUAUCGACCCAACUCGUAACUCUAUCGAAAAAAGAGAUCAGAUUAGUCUGGCAUGACUUGUUUUUGGUAAAUCCGUGUUGACUAUUAGCAAUGACCGCAUUUGUUUCUAAGUGUUCGCAGACCACUUCCUUAAUGAUCUUUUCGAGAAUUUUGCCUGGUAUUGAUGUGAGGCUGACCGGACGGUAAUUGUUUGGGUCGUUCUUUUUUCCCUUCUUGAAGAUAGGGACCACAUUCGCCCUCCUCCAAUCUGCUGGGACUUCUCCCGUUCUCCAAGAACUCUCGAAGAUAAUUGCCAGUGGUUCUGAAAUAACUUCCGCUAGUUCCUUCAGUACUCUUGGGUGUAGCUGAUCUGGCCCUGGGGACUUGAAUUCGUUUAGAGAGGCCAAGUGUUCCUGGAAAACUUGUUUCCCUAUUUGGGGUUGGAUUUCCCCCAAUCCUUCGUCCAUUCCGUGUUGCUGAGGUUGAAGAUGGCUUUCUUUUUCUGAGAAGACCGAGGCAAAGAAGGCAUUAAGUAGUUCUGCCUUUUCCCUGUCCCCUGUCGCCAUCACCCCAUCUUCUCCUUGCAAUGGCCCUAUCGCCUCCUUUUUCUUCCUUUUUCUACCAACGUAAGCAAAAAAGCCUUUUUUGUUGUUUUUUAUGUCCCUGGCAAGCCUGAGCUCAUUUUGCGCUUUAGCCUUGCGAACCUUUUCCCUACAGGUGUUGGCUAUACGUUUGAAUUCUUCUUUGGUGAUUUCUCCCCUUUUCCACUUCUUGUGCAUGUCACUUUUGAGCUUUAGCUCAGUUAGAAGUUCUUUGGACAUCCAUUCUGGCUUCUUUGCACUUGUCUUAUUUUUCUUCUUUGUUGGCACUGUUUGCAUUUGCGCCUUGAGUAUUUCACUUUUGAAAAACUCCCAUCCAUCCUUAACUCCCUUGUUUUUUAAUAUCGGCGUCCACGGAAUGCUGCUCAGUAAUUCCUUCAUUUUUUGGAAGUCAGCUCUCUUAAAGUCCAGAAUGCGUGUUUGACUUGUCUUAGUUUCAGCAUUCCUUUGUAUUGCAAACUGCAGGAGCACAUGGUCACUUGCCCCUAAGGAUCCAACCACUUCAACUGUAUUGAUCAGGUCUUCCACAUUUGUUAAGAUUAGAUCAAGAGUUGCUGAUCCCCUUGUUGAUGAUGUUGUCAUCAAAACCAGGUCCGCGAAAAGGCACAAAGAGCCAAGCAACGAUGGUAACAGCAGCUAGAAAUAGUAAUCAGAGUGCAGUCCAGGGAAACCCACACAGUUCCAGCCCUCCGUUGCAGAGCAAUCCCAGAUAACUUACAUCAGAAGCACAGUCCCAGUCCAGUCUUCAUGAAUGCACAGAAAUCCCAAUGGCGCCUCAGCAACACCUUGCCACAUGCAAAGUGAAAUGGCCAAACAUUCCCAUUUUAUUCCCCUUCCUCUUGGGUGACCAAACACUCACACCCAAACAACAGGUGUCCCAGAUCUUACUCAGAGUCCGAACUCCACACAGCUAGGGCUCGUGGAUCAGGAGUGCCUAAUAGUUCGUCGGAGUCCCAAUCAUCCUGGCCAUACUUAGCCCCAUGAACACUUAAAGAACCAUCCUCCCUUCUCCAAGCAUCCCAAGUGGGAUCUGCUCCUGCACACACCCCAGGUUCAGUAGUAUCCAUAGGCCCCAAAUCCCCAGACAUCUCCGGUGGCUGUGCCCAUUCAGUGCCCACUUCCCCAGCCACCACCUGUUCCCCAGCAUCCAUUUCUUCCCCAAACUCCCCAUCUGAAUCUUUCUCAGAAGAUUCCCCAUUGAGCUCUCUAAUCCGUUUCCUGCGCAACUCCUCCAAUGAACCCUCAUCACGAGGGUUUUUCCUUCCUCUUCUAAUCCCAUCACCAUCAACCAUAAUCCCCGAAGGCGCAGUCACAACAAAAACACCUGGGGACCCACAGGUUGAGAACUACUGUCAUAGUGUAUGUUGUGCAUUUUUUUAAAAAUAAUAAUAUAUUUGUUUGACUUGAUUUGAUUGAUUUCCCACUUUUCUCUCAAUUAGGACUCAAGGCAGCUUGCAAUAUGAGAAUUUUGAGACCUAGGGCCCUUUCACACUAUUCAGUUAUAGCACUAUGAUUCUGGUUAACUGUAAUUGCUGCAUCUUGUCGAAUCCUGGACUUUGCCAUUUGAUGGGUUAUUAGGGCACAACUAGAGGAUUCCAAAUACAGUAGAGUCUCACUUAUCCAACACUCGCUUAUCCAACGUUCUGGAUUAUCCAACGCAUUUUUGUAGUCAAUGUUUUCAAUAUAUCGUGAUAUUUUGGUGCUAAAUUCAUAAAUACAGUAAUUACUACAUAGCA